AUGAGAAGCAAAUCAAAGUCGGCGCGAACCGAAACAGGCCUACCGGCGUGGCAGCUGCCUCCGGGGUCAACAGAGACCCUGAGCCACCUCAGCAGAAGCCUCUUCCUCAAGGCAGAGGCGCGCCUGGACUCCCUUGCGCCCUUGCCAGAGCCGGGAAGCGCGGGUUUUGCGCCCCCCUCGGGCUGCGCCUUUGGCGAGGUCCGACCUGGCCAGUCCCUCGGUGCGCCCCGGCCUCCAGGCUUCUUCUGCAGUGGAACGGGUCCUGCGCCGCCCCCAAAGCUCCUGACAACCUCCCUCCCCCCCGGCGGCGAGGGGUCCUGCCCCGCAGCGAAGCUUCCCGGGUGCGCUCGGGCGCGCGGCACCGAAGCGCUCUGCGUGGCUCGGCCGCCGGCCGCCUGUGCCGAGGCUGCCCGGGCGCGCGGGGCGGCGCCGGUUGGAGCUGCCGGCGUUGCCGCGCGCGGUGUGGGCGGCGGCGGCGGCGGCGAGGCUGGGCCGGGCCCGGGAGCGCGCAAAGCAGCCUUGGCAGCGCGGCCACUGGGAGCGCCGUUGCUGGGAUUCCCGGUCGGGCGUCCCGGCGGCGCUGCAGCCGCGCUCGCUCGCGCGCUCCCGGGCGCCGGGAUCCGGGGCGGAGGAGGAGGAGGAGAAGGAGGAGCCGCCGCGGGGCGGGCAGCCGGCGAGCGCCAGGCCCGGCCUGCCUGCCUGGCUGGCUGCUGCUGCUGCUGCCUGGGCGCUGGCGGCGGCGGCGGCGUCUGCUCCCGGCUGCGCGGCGCCUGGUGUCCGGCUGGCGGUCCGGGCGGCGGGCGCGGCUGCUGGGUGCGCUGCGUCUGCUGCUCCUCCUGGCCGGCGCGAAGAUGGCCGCUCCGCCGCUGGCCGCCAAGGCCGGCUCGGGCGCCGCGCCUGGCCCGGGCCGGGCUCCCUCCUCGGCGUCGUCGGGCGGCUCGUCGCUGUCCGCCGCCGCCGCGGCCGCCGCCUUCCCGGAGCUGGACUUCCGCUCGGGCGCCCGCGUCGAGGAGCUCAACCGGCUCAUCCAGGAGUUCACGCGCCACGACCAGCGCGAGUACGACGACCAGCGCGCGCUCGAGAUCCACACCGCCAAGGACUUCAUCUUCUCCAUGCUGGGUAAGGAGGAGAAGCAGGAGGCGGCGGCGGGUGGCGAGGCAGCGCCGCGCUCCCCUUCCCCGGCUGCCGGGACCAGUUGCUGCGCGCCGCUUCCCGGAGGCUCCCGCGGGCGGAGGGGCGGCCAAGCCCCCAGACGGGCGCGGCUUCGGGGGCGCCGGGCUGCCCUUCUUCGCCUGGGAGCGUCGGGGAGGUGGCGAUGGUCCUUCGGGGCGGACAGCGGGGCUGGAGCCCCGUUUCAGGUUAAUGGAAAUAGGGUGGGGGGAGAGGAAAAGGGCAAAGACCCCGACUUGUGUGUGGGGGGAGUUCUGGGCGUGAUCCUGCCCCCCUCCGUAUGAGGCUAGGCCUGGGGGCUUGCAGGGAGUCUGGCACCUGUCGCACUGGCGGCUCUUGCCUGCAGCCCCUGAAUCGGAAUUACGCCCCCCACGUUUCCAAUAGAGCAUGCUCCCAGAAGCCAGGACGCCCCCCUGCUCACCAGUCCUCCUCCCUCCCUCCCAAAGCCGUGGGUAGCUUGGCAGAGGGGGGGGGGGACACCGCUGGGCAAAGCAUCGUGCGCCUCCCGGCUCCUGGUCCAGCUGCGGAGGAAGGGCAGCCCUUGAAGGCAGGCCGGGGGACGGAGCCGGGGGUCCCUCUUUGCCACGGGAGAGGAAGCAGGAGCGAGCGGGGAAAGCAGCCUCCCUCCCCGGCAGCCCCACUUUCCCUCCGCUGAUUAUUUCCGAGAACCCGCCCCGUUCACCUCGGCAGCGAGGCCAGGGCUGUGGCUCCCCCCCCCGCCCCCAGCUCGUCAGCUGAGACAAAGGGCAGAGAGGGAGGGGGGCGCCUCACUCCCGCCGGUGCGCAAGAACAGCGCUCCCACCCUGGGCAAACGGGGAGCCUUCAGGCCAUGGGUGCUUUCCACCCAGCUCAGCUGGCGGGAUUGUGUGGGGAAGGGAGGAAGGGGGAGGGGGAGAGCCCCACCUCCUUUCGUAAUUAUGAAGUCUGAAAUGUAUUGGAAUGGACAUAAAUCACUGCUGGAGCGUGUUGCAGGCCGAGCAGUGAGUCAAGGCGAGUCCCCUGGGAUCGCCCUCCUCUCCCUGUUAGCGCUGCGUGGAACUGUAAGAUUUAAUCCUGGCUGGAGCAAAAGACCACUUCCUUGGUUUUGCUUUUGAAGAGGGCUUUGCAAAGCCAGGUAACUAAGCCCUGCUCCUCUGGCCUAAGGUGGCUGUUGCAUUGACACGGCGUUUGGUCCUAGCUCUCAGCUGUGGUUCCGUGAUGGAGCUGCAGGUUCAGCAGGUGCCCCCUUUCCCCUCCUCUGGCCUGGCCAUCAGGAGGAGGUUGGAAGCUUUCCUUUCCGUCCCUGUUCUUCAUUAACUGCCCUCUAGCAUCGCGUCCAAACUACACAAACUUCAGGUUAUUCAAAGGAACAAAGGUCACAGUGAGGCUGAGUUCCUCUACACAAACAUCCAUUUCUCACUCUGCAAACGUGGAAGGAUAUAUUCAGCAACUUUUGGAAACACGCAAGGUUUAACUUUUUUUUUGAGGGGGUGGUCUUCCCUUUCAAACAAAAUGACCACGGGUUGGGCCAGUCUUUAUUUUCAGCCAGUAAAUGAGGCUAACCACCCUUUUCCUCCAGAAAUGUUCCUGAGAGUGGAGCUAAGCUUCUAGUCACCUUAUGUCUGUGCCAGAGGAGUGCCAUGGGUGGGGGUCGGUGGGCACAAGCUAAAAUGGACAGGGGGAGAGUCUGAGGCUCAGGCACAUCACGCUGAACCGUAGUUUAGUAUAGCACCUGGACCCAGCCUUUUGAGCCGCAAAGCCCCAGAACAGCCACGAGCUUUGCAGUCCCAGGGAAGCCUAGUGUGGUCUGCUAUGGGGCCUUUGUGAAGACUUGAUAGGAUUAGUGAUCUCUUGGUGAUGAUCCUGUUGCUAAGGUGCUCAUAGGACGCUUGUUUGCUGCUUCCUGUCUUUAUGUUAUUUUUUAAAUAAUAAUUUUUAUUGAGUUUUCCAUAUUCAAUUACAUUUCAUUACACAGAUCUAUAACAUAAAGCAUUGCUCCAACAAGAGCAUUGACUUCCCUCCCUCCCUCUUUCAGACUUCCCAACAUCUUUUAGCAAUGCUUCCUGUCUUUCUGGCCUUGCUAGGCUCCAAGUUACAGGUGCCAAGCAGUUAAAGGUAACGGGACCCCUGACCAUUAGGUCCAGUCGUGACCAACUCUGGGGUUGUGGCGCUCAUCUCGCUUUAUUGGCCGAGGGAGCUGGCGUACAGCUUCCAGUCAUGUGGCCAGCAUGACUAAGCCGCUUCUGGUGAACCAGAGCAGCACAUGGAAACGCCGUUUACCUUCCCGCCGGAGCGGUACCUAUUUAUCUACUUGCACUUUGACGUGCUUUCAAACUGCUAGGUUGGCAGGAGCAGGGACCGAGCAACGGGAGCUCAGCCCGUCGUGGGGAUUCGAACCACCGACCUUUUGAUCAGCAAGUCCUAGGCUCUGUGGUUUAACCCACAGCGCCACCCGUUCCCUGUUAAUUUCUGGUGUGGAGGCCCCAGACCGUUUCCCUUCUGUCACUGAUCUCAUUCCUGCCCUGGCUUGGCUCCUGCUGCCAGUACUGGGGGAGGAACUGCCCUACGUAUAGCACAGGGCCUUUGAUCAGGAAGCAGGUGCGCCUGGCUGCAGAGGGUACUUCCUGCCACCCUCACUCCGACUUGGCACUGGCCAGCUCCUGACGAUGACCCCUUUCAUUCCAGCUUGGCUGUAACUGGCUGGCUGGGCAGUGAGCUAGUAGCCUGUCCGCAAGGCUGCGUCAAAGGGUUUCUGUCGCUCUGGGGUGGGAGUGCUUGAAUUCCUCCCCAAGCCUUAGAAGCCAAUCAAACCUUGGGGAUGUUUUUGGAGCCCCGGCUGCCUCCCCCUGGCCCUUAGCAGAUUCAGUGAAGGACUAGGCAGCCACACUAAAUCCAGUGUUGUGGGGCAGACCCCCAAGUACUGCUCCUUUCAGCACUGCUUGAUAGCACGAGAAGCCCCUGAGCAUGCAGAAGGAGUGGCCCACAUUUUCACGAUUUAUUCAGAAACACUUAUAUACUGCUUAGUAUUAAAAAAUAAUAAUCUCUUAAGUCAUGACUUCUUAUAACACUCUGGCCUGUGUCUGGGUGAACUGGGGGCAGCAGGGACCAGUCAGAAAUGGCUUCUGUGGGGAAGGUUUCCAUGUUUAACUGUGAUUUUCUGUGAGGAGUGACUACCUCAGCGAAGUGGUUCACAGGUGCGGACUUUGUCAGCUUCACUAGUAAGCUGGUAAAACUGGGAGCCCCUCUCCAGGGGUGUCCGUGUGACGUGCCGAGGAGAGACCAUCUGGCUCGAAGGUCCACAAGCUUCAUUGCUUGUUUGCCAGCAUGUGAGAAGCAAGAGGCCUGAGAGCGGUUUAGGGCAGGGUCUCACGCCCCUUCAAGGCAUCUCAGGUUUGGGGGUGCCUCUGGGUAUCCUGCUGCUCCCUAGAUGCCCAGAUGGCUGUGGGGGCCCGAGGCUCCUUCUCUCACUGCACCAGCUCUCCUGGUGCAGGAUCGGCCCUUUGCCACUCGUGCCCUGGCAAUAUCUGCAUAACCUGCCUCCUGCAACAGGACUGCCUUUGGAAAUGCUUUGGGGACAGGCAUGUGGUCCAGAAUUCAACCGCAAGAGCUGUGCUCAGCACGUGAAGCAUUACUACUCUGAUAUCGGAUCAACUUGGCUCCAGUUUCGGGACUGGUUCAAAGGGCUGUUACUUAAAGCCCGAAAUAUCUGAAGGGUGGUAGGACGCUAUGCAAGGCAGGGCCUUCUCAGUAGCGGCACCGAGAUGGCGCAGCUUCUUGCCAAGGGACGUCUGUCUGUCUUCCUUGCUGAUGGGUUUGAGCCAACAAGUUAAAAUGUUUCCAUUGGGUCUUUGAGGAGGUGGACAGAUAGAAAUGAAAGGACUGGAAGCUGUUUUAAGAUGCAGCUGUCUCUGCACAGCUUGGCUAAAGGUCAUUUCCUGUGGCAGUUGUAGCAAAUGGAACUUCCAACCCUGCUCAGGUGAACUUGCCUGUCAUUCAGAAGCUAAGAACGUGCCCUGCGGGGGCACAAAUUCUCUAGCAACAGUAGACGGGCUGGAUGUUUCUGCCGCACCUUUGCUGGAGGGUUGAGGAACUGUUUGCAAAGGCUGGGCGUGUUCCCCGUAAUCUUUACGUGACUCUUCUUGUCCUGGCUAGACUUGCUCCAGGAGGAAACCGCCAUGGGUUGCUGGAGAAGCCUAUGUUAGCAACUCUCUUCUUUAAAGGAAGACCCGCUUGAUAGAGAACUUAGCUGGCGAGUGCCCGCAGGAUUAGAACCUUAUUGGGGCAACUGAACUGGCUCCCUCAGAGGAACCCCUAGGAUUGCAGCAGUACAAAUAGGAACCCCUUCGAAAGUAAAACCCUAAGGGAGCAACCCCCUCCCCCAAAGGACCCACCUGAACUGAGCAUGCUCAGUGGCUGCAGAACGCUGAGCUUCUGCUUGGGAGGGGGAGAGAAGCAUGAGGGAAACAGAAGGGAGCAAGAGAACAGCAAAUCUUCUGAAUGCUGGUUGCUGGAAUCUGCAAGAGGGGAGAGUGUUAUUGCGCUCAGAUCCUGCUUACUGGUUUCUGGCUGUGAGACAAGGGGUCCUGGCCUAGAUGGGCCCCCUCUGGCCUGAUCCUGCAGGCAGACUCUUCUAAUGUUCUCAGGAUGCCUGGCCAGCCGGCUCCCUAAACAGGAGCUCUCCGUUGGCUGCCUUUCCCACCUGAAAUCUAAUAUUCCCCAAAUCAUGCCUUUACAAAAAGGUCUAGGCAUGUGCUUGGCAAUGGCACAUAAUUAUAUAUCUACAAAUGGUAACUAGGAUACCGUUCAUGGUGGUUCUCUGUCUCUCUCUCUCUCCUCCCCACCCCCACCACCACCACCACCCCGCCCUGCGGAAAAGCCUGACAGGAUUCUGCAUGAGCUCACACUCAAAGGAAAGAGCCGUUCCGUACAGUAGGCACAGUGUUAAUGAACUUGAAGCACUUCCUUUUUGCAAUCCAGUUGUGCGUCUUUCUCAUCACCAGCUUCCUCCUCCUCUCUCUCUAAAUGCUGGAGCUCAGAAAAGGGAAAGUUCCACAAGGAAGGGUAAGAGUUAUUAGAAGCAGCCUUGUAAGAUGAGUAACCGAAGCUGCGUCCUGGGCCCCCGGUGCCCAAAGGAGAUUUCGGAGAGACUCCCAAGGGAUUCCUAGGAGGGUCCCUUAUGUCUCUUGGGAAUCCACCCCCCUCUGGCCUCUCCUUUCAUCAGCGACCCCAAAGGUGUCUCCCUUUCUGGUUGGUGGUACAGUGGGGUGUGCGCUUUACGGGGGCUCUCGUCAGAGGUGGUGGCGGCUGGAUGAGCCUGGAGGAAAGAGCUUAUGGAAGUGACCUAGUUAUUGUGUUAUCUUAUCGCAGAUAAUCUCUCUCCGCCCCCCCCCCCCGCCAUGGUGUCUCUGCUCUGCCUUCACAAUUGGAGGCAGAAGCGCUCCCAAGUACCAGUUGCUAGAAAUCUCAGGAAAGGAGAGUUGCUCUUGUGCUUGAAUUCUGCUUGCUUGUUUCCCAUCGGGGGCAUCUGGGUGACCCCUGGGAGACGGGCCGUGGGUCAGAUCCAGCAGGUGGUUCUUGUUAUGCCAUGGAAGACAAAGCUGUUAUUCGUGGAAGAGAAGGCUGCCAAUGGCCUUGGCUCUGCUCUGCUGGAGGCAACAAGGCUUUUCCUGAGUGCCACUUGCUGGGAGACGCAGGAGGGCAAAGUUUGGGUCCCGCUUGCAGGUUUCCCAUAAUAAGCACCUGUGGGAGCAGGAUGCUGGGUUGGUCCAGCUGGAUUGGCCUGAUCCAGCAGCGCUCUUCUGGUUUUCUUAGAGAGCAUAUGGAUUGCCAAAUAGUGGCGACGGGGGAGAAACUAUCUGGCUGCUUCCCAUAGUUCCAAAGUCAGGAUUUUCACCGGGAAAUCCUUCCCGGAUCAAAUGCUCACCCUUUGUGUCUGAUCCAGAGUCCUCUUUAAAAGGAGGAAGUGUCAAGUGGUCCAGUAGCGAUAUUGUUCUUCGUUCUGUAUUGGGGACCAGAAACUCCGCUCCACAGAGGUGCUAGCUAGGGGGUUGCGAUGAGCUUUGCGCUGCAACAGUUUUCUGACCUGUGGAACAUCUGGCUGCAGAUAAGAGUGUUUGUGCUGCUUGUAGUGGGGGUUAUUGCUCGAUAGCUGGCUGAGAGUGAGCAAACCAUAUCAAGGACGCUCUCUCUCUCUCUCUCUCUCUUUCCAGUCAAGCAGGGUAUAACUUUCAUGAAAUAAUUUUUCGCUCUAUAAGACGCACCAGACCACAAGAUGCACCUAGUUUUUGGAGGAGGAAAACAAAAAAUAUAUAUAUUCUGAUUCUCAGAAGUCAGAAUAACAAGAGGGAUCACUGCACAGCGAAAGCAGCGAUCCCUCUUGCUGUUCUGGCUUCUGGGAUAGCUGCGCAGCCUGCAUUCGCUCCAUAAGACGCACAAACAUUUCCCCUUACUUUUUAGGAGGGAAAAAGUGAGUCUUAUAGAGUAAAAAAUACGGUAAUUAAAAUAAAAUCAAUGAAGCAUUUGUUCUCCCUCAUCCCUAUUGCUGUCACUUCUGCAGCUGCUCAUCAAUUCAUAGUUUUAUUUAUUUAAAUGUUUGUAAGCACAUAAGAGGAGCUGGCUGGAUCAGGCCAAUGUUCCUGGAGAGCCAGGAGCUCACAGCUCUUUAGAUAUACCCUGGUCUCUCCCAGGCCCCAUCCCCAAUUCCUCACUGGUGCACAGGGAGAAAGGGGGCAGUUCAGGUACGGGCUCCACCUAUGAUUUGCGGUUCGUGUUUAGGUUACUCUGCAAAAUCUGAAAACUUCCCCACGAGCCUGAAAUGAGUCGAAAGGGUCUCUAGCGCACAACAGAGACCCUGGGAUUCCGAUGUGCUUUGCCUCUGAGUAAGGGAUUGUGGAAUUUGGGACGCGGGUGGCGCUGUGGGUUAAACCACAGAGCCUAGGACUUGCCAAUCAGAAGGUCGGCAGUUCGAAUCCCUGCGACGGGGUGAGCUCCCGUUGCUCGGUCCCUGCUCCUGCCAACCUAGCAGUUUGAAAGCAUGUCAAAGUGCACGUAGGUAAAUAGGUACCGCUCCUGCGAGUAGGUAAACGGCGUUUCCAUGCGCUGCUCUGGUUUGCCAGAAGCGGCUUAGUCAUGCUGGCCACAUGACCCGGAAGCUGUACGCCGGCUCCCUCAGCCAAUAAAACGAGAUGAGUGCCGCAACCCCAGAGUCGGCCACGACUGGACCUAAUGGUCAGGGGUCCCUUUACCUUUAAGGGAUUGUGGAAACAUGGACGGCAAGUCACUUGCGUGCACGAUGGAGUUCCCCCAUGCACCAUGGUGAGGAAAACACCUUGCCAGUAGCAAGCCAGACGCUUCUGAAUCUCGCCGUGUGUCAACAAGCCUUUGGUCUCGUACCUCGAUUGUUACGGCAGACUCUGUUUGGCCUGUCUGCUGGUGAAGUCGUGAUUUUAAUCCUUUGCGACGUGCCCCUUCUGGGUGUCUCAGCGCAUCGCUCUAAUCUCCAUCAGUGUGACAGGGACCCGAGCCAUGGGGGGGGUGUCCUGGGGGGGUCUGGCACCCAGAGACGGAUGGCGUGGUACUUCUUUGGACCGUCUCUGCUGCCCCCUGAUGAAUGGAGCUGGGCAGCUUGGCCUGGCACACUGCUGGGUCUUGUGCUCUUUCCAGCAGGCAAAGGUGGCAGGAGGGAGCUAUGUGCCAGCCAGACAAUAAAUCAAUGUUUUGCUGGGGGGCGGCGCAGCCCCUGUUGCCACAGGUUUCCCUGUGGAUUAUGCAGCGCUUGAGCAAGUAGACUAGAAACUGAGCAAUUGCCGCAUCUUUCGCCGUGAUUCCUGCAUGGCCGGGGGUCCGGCUGGAUGACCCCUGGGGUCCCUAAUGAUGCUGCAGUGCAGUUCUGUAGAUCUACGCCUUGUGCAUUGAGUCCCCCCCCCCCGUGCUCAUUGCAUGACAAGCGGCGCAUGUGAGCUCUUGCAGGUAGGAUCGCACUUCCGGUGCUUCUCAAAGGGAGGUCUGCAUUUCAGCUCUACCUCUCCUUUAAAUCAGAACCGGUGAAGGUGGUGAAGGUCCUGUGGGAGUGUCUGGAGGUGGUUGGAGGAUGGAUGGCAGCUAACAGAUUGAGGUUGAAUCCUGACAAGACAGAAGUACUGUUUUUGGGGGACAGGGGGCAGGCGGGUGUGGAGGACUCCCUGGUCCUGAAUGGGGUAACUGUGCCCCUGAAGGACCAGGUGCGCAGCCUGGGAGUCAUUGUGGACUCACAGCUGUCCAUGGAGGUGCAGGUUAAUUCUGUGUCCGGGGCAGCUGUCUCCCAGCUCCAUCUGGUGUGCUGGAUGAGACCCUGCCUGCCUAUAGACUGUCUCGCUAGAGUGGCGCAUGCUCUGGUUAUCUCCCGCUUGGACUACUGCCAUGCGCGUUACGUGGGGCUACCUUUGAAGGUGACCCGGAAACUGCAAUUAAUCCAGAAUGCGGCAGCUAGACUGAUGACUGGGAGUGGCCGCCAAGACCACAUAACACUGGUCCUGAGAGAUCUGCAUUGGCUCCCAGUACAUUUCCAAGCACAAUUCAAAGUGUUGGUGCUGACCUUUCAAGCCCUAAACGGCCUCAGUCCAAUAUAUCUAAAGGAGCAUCUCUACCCCCAUCGUUCUACCCGGACACUGAGGUCCAGCUCUGAGGACCUUCUGGCGGUUCCCUCAUUGCGAGAAGCCAAGUUACAGGAAACCAGGCAGAGGACCAUCUUGGUGGUGGCGCCUGCCCUCUGGGAUGCCCUCCCGUCAGAUGUCAAGGGAAUAAGCAGCUAUCCUAUUUUUAAAAGACAUCUGAAGGCAGCCCUGUUUAGUAAAGUUUUUAAUAUUUAAUGCUGCAUUGCUUUUAGCACUCGAUUGGGAGCCGCCCAGAGUGGCUUGGGAAACUCAGCCAGAUGGGCAGGGUAUAAAUAAUAAAUGAUAAUAAUUAUUAUUGUGUGGUGUUGCAAUGCGCUUGAAUGUGUGAAGUGGCCCUCUGAGAAAAUAAGAGAGUCGCAGAGUUGGGAGGGAUCCCUGAGGGACAACUAGCUCAACCCCCUGCAAGGCAGGAGUCACAGCGAAAGAAUCCCUGACAGGUGGCCUCUGCUUUGAAGCCUCCAGUGCAGGGGAGAGUCCACCGCCUUCUGAGGGCGUCUAAGAGAGACCAGAGGAGGUUUAUGGGACCCUUGCAUGGAUUCACCCUAUGCCUCCAGCAGAAUUCUCUCCCUCGCUCCUUCUUCCUUUGGACCCAGGUCCACUGGGGAGGUGCUGGCCCUGGAGAAAUCCCCGGGGCCACCCUGACUGGGUUCCAGAAAGGCACAUUUUGGUUCUCAGCAACUUAAAUAUUUCCCCUGUUCUGCGCUUAAACAAUCCUGGCUUUUUAAAGUGUUUUUGUGUGUGCGUCUGUACUUGCCCACAGGGAUUGGGAGGGAAACUGCUGUGAUUUGUCUCUUGUCCAAAGGAGCCUGGGGUACAGUCCCUGUUUGUCUCCCCAGGGCUUUUGUUGGGAGUGUGCUGAGACAGUACAAGGCUGUCCUUGGCAGUUAGCUAAUGUUCUUUGCUCGCUGGCCUUGUCUAGCCACGUGGCAGCGUCUGGCUGAUUGACGGGGAUUUAUCCCCCCCCCCCGAUUGGAGGCCAAGAAUCUCUUGCACAGAGCUGACUGUUUCUUAAACUUGGGCCUGAAGGUGCUGCACAUGGAUAGCUCUUGGGUCUUUGGUUAAAGCCCCAUUUCUUCCCGUUCUAUGGAUGGGUAAGUUGAGGCACAGACAACUCUUCUUCCCGUAAAACCCACCUCUGCAUCUUAUGGUGACCACCUAACUGGGAACUAAGGUUGGAAUUCGCAGCACUGGGUUCAGUGUUAGGUGUUUCUUAUUUGGGUAGGGCGGCAGUUUUGGUGUACUUUGGUCGGUAGAAGCUUAGUAACCAGUUCAGCCGUGGCGCAUCUGGAAACACGUAAAUGAUUAUUCAAAGUGCAAUGCUAGUUUGCGUAUGCCAUGUCACAAUGUCAGGGUGCAGCGAUGCCUUGGUGCAAGGUGACACAAUCUUCUAGUCAGAUAAGGUUACCGCACAUGCAGGAAAAUUGAGCAUAGGCCAGUGGUGUGGACUGGGGUGGGUGGAGAGGAAUUCAAGGAAACCAUGGCAGAUUAUUAUUUUCUAAUAUGAUUCAGAACCUUAUAAGCUCCAGAUUAAGAACCCCUGCAUGAUCUGACAUGCCAGUCCCGCCUUUAAGCUGUGAUACAGAGGUUUUGCAGCUCUCUGCGUUGUCUGAAACUCUGCAAACUGCUGAAGAACCCCUUACAGAAGUGUCUUUCUCCAUAGUGAACGCUCUUCAGUCUCAGGAUGAGCAAGGCAUGUACUGGCUCUUUAGAUCAAAGGUUGUCAAGGUGAGGGUCUCCUCACCAACAAUGCCCAUUUCAGAGACUGGAGUUGCUUUGCCACUUUGACGUUGACAUUCGUGGAAGAGGGCCUACAGAGGACUACUAGACAUGAUGGCUGCGCUCAGCCUCCAGUCGGAGGCAGCAAUCCUUCAUAAAAUUAUAGAGUUGCGCAAAUGGAAGGGACCCUGAGGGUCAUCUAGUCCACCCCCCUGCAAUGCAGGACUCUCAGCUGGAGCAUCCAAGACAGAUGGCCAACUAACCUCUUCUUAAAAGUCUUCAAGGAAGGAGAGUCUGCCACCUUCUAAGGAAGCCCGCUCCACUGUUGAACUGCUCUCGCUGUUAGAAAGUUCUUCCUGAUGUUUAGUCGGAAUCUCCUUUCUUGUAAGUUGAAGCCAUGGGUUCGAGUCCUACCCUCCAGAGCAGGAGAAAACAAGCUUGCUCCCUCUUCCAUGUGACAGCUCUUGAGAUAUUUGAUGAUGGCUCUCACAUCUCCUGUCAAUUGCGUCUUCUUCAGGCUAAACAUACCCACCUCCUUCAAGUGCUCCUCGUAAGGUUUAGUUUCCAGACCCUUGAUCAUCUUGGUUUGCCCUCCUCUGCACAUCUUCCAGCUUGUCGACAUCCUUCUUAAAUUGUGGCGCCCAGAACUGGCAGAAUAGUGCUUCAGAGUACGAGUUGCUGGAAGCCACAGGAGGAGAGAGGGCUCUUGGGCUCGGAUCCUGCACGAUGGUUUCCCAUUGAGGCAUCUGCAUGGCCACUGUGAGACCAGGAUAGUGGACUAGCAGGCUCUCCUGAUGGUUUUAUGUUCUCUGUCUGGCACAGGAAUGUUGCUAAUCUAAUCUCUCCUUCAUCCAGACCUGCAUAGUUCCUGAAGAGUCUGGAAUUUGCAGAUGUGGCAUGAUGCAUUUGGGCUGUGGCCAGCGAGUACACCCCAAUAUCAGGGUUUGGGGAGCUUCUCUUGUUUUUAGGAGGUUUUGUUUUAGUCCAGGGGGGCAGGCAGACCCCCUUGGUGUGUGGUUCGGUCUGGUGUGUCAGGCUGGGUCUUCCAGCUGUGUCCUGUUCCGUUCUUCCCAACAGCACUCUAAUCUCUGACAAAGUGGCGAACAGAUUAAGCCCUGGAGACACUUGAGUUCAAGGGCCUCUGGAUUGGCAGUUUGGGGGUGGCUGGGGCAGGCGGGGAGGAGGGGGCUGGAGUGGAGCAAGCCUUUUCUGUAACUGAGCUGCAGUCACAGAGUAAACACGACCUGCAUUUCCAUUCAGGAUUUUGUUCUCUCUCGCAUAUGGAAGGAAAGGCAGCCAGCUCAGCUCAGCGACUCUUUCUCGGUUUGGCAGGGGGAAAGACCAGGCGUGCCAGGCUGAUACAGGAGCAGGCGCCACUGAGCCGCAAGGGGAGCGAUGACAGCUCCCUAGGAGGGCCUGGGCUCUGCGGGUCGACUGUCUGGCUCCUGUCUCUGCUCCAGAGAUGAUGGAGAAGCAUCCCUAGGAAGGACCCUGGCUGGACAUCCAGGAGGGCCGUGGCUCAGAAGCGGAAAUGGUGCCGGGUCAAUCGCUGCUCUGAUUUUGUGAGCGUACAGGGCGGAAAGUUGCCCUCCACCCUGGCUUUAAGAACAAAAGGACUGCGGUUUGCGAAGGGGGCUGAGAAUUGCAGUUCUGUGAGUGGUGAACUACUCCUCACAGGAUUUCUUGUGGGGAUCCGUGACUAGAUGAGCCUUGAGGUCCCUUCCAACUCUGCCAGGGACUCUUGUCUCAUGUCCUCAUGUCUACUAUCAGGCUUGUUUUCUCUGCUCCACUGAUAAUAAUAAUAAUUUUUUAUUUAUACCUCGCCCUUCCCGGUUCAGAAAACCAGGCUCAGGGCGGCUAACAACAGAUUUAAAACACCUAAUUGAUGCAACAAAAAAACAGCAUAAAAUCCAGUAUAAAACGUGAAUAAUAAAUAAAUAAAUAAAUAAAUAAAAAUUCAGAAUUCAAAAAUCAAUUUGGGGGGAAAUCCAUCCAAUAAACAUUAGAUGAUCACCAGGGAUAGCUGGCUAAAUUAGUCCUACUUGGGCCAGAGAGGAGACCAGGGGAGAAUUAGCUGCGGGAUCCCAGAGCGGGUAAUCUUCAUAAAACGGGGAGAGGGAGGGAAGGAUGGGGAAUAAAAGAUCAGGCUGAGUUCAAAUUAAAGGCCAGGCGGAAUAGCUCUGUCUUACAGGCCCUGCAAAAGGAAGUGAAAUCCUGCAGGACCCUGGUCUCAUGGGACAACAAGAAGAAGAGUUUGGAUUUGAUACUCCCUUUAAGGAGUCUCAAAGCGGCUAACAUUCUCCUUUCCCUUCCUCCCCCACAACAAACACUCUGUGAGGUGAGUGGGGCUGAGAGACUUCAGAGAAGUGUGACUGGCCCAAGGUCACCCAGCAGCUGCAUGUGGAGGAGCAGGGAUUCGAACCCGGUUCCCCAGAUUACGAGACUACUGCUCUUAACCACUACACCACACUGGCUCUCAAAGCAUCACUGAGAAGGCCCUGGCGGAGGAUAGUCUGGCUUCCUUAGGGCCCGGGACCUCUAAACUACGGUUAUUCAUGGUCCUUAAUGUCCUCUGAGGGGCAGACCAGGAGAGGCGGUCCCAUAAAUAUGAGGGCCAUAAGCCACAAAGGGCUUUCAAGGUCAAAACCAGCACCUUAAACCUGACCCGCUACUCCACCGGGAGCCAGUGUAGCUUGAAAAGCACUGGGCGAAUAUGCUCCCAUGGCAGGGACCCCGUGAGGAGCUUCGCUGCAGCAUUCUGCACCCGCUGGAGUUUCUGGGACAGCUUCAAGGGCAGCCCCACAUAGAGCGAGGUACAAUAAUCAAGCCUGGAGGUGACCGCUGCAUGAACCUUUCUAAAGCUUCUGGGUUGAGGUACCUCAUUCUUGAAUCCAAAGCAAAAGGUGAUCGAGCCAAAAGUAUGACUCCAGUGGGAGUGAGUUCCAUAGGUUUUAACCCACACGUUCCACCGAGACUGAGGCAGUUCCAGAAGGAAAUGCACAAAGAGAAGGGCGUCUGCGAUGGAUGGGAGUGUCUUAAAAGUGAGAUCUUGUAGGCACAGCCUCAAACAGUAGGAGGCAUCUGAAGAAGCCAACAAUUGUCACCCAGCCAUGCUUGCAGCUGCUGCCUGCUCCCUCGGGGCCCCAUCCAGCCCUCCAUUUCUAUUACUUUUCCCCACAACCAGGCACCUAUAACCGGGAGCGAGGCUGCCUGGAGAGAGAAACAUCUGGGGGUGAGGAUAAUGUGUGCAUGGAGGGUUUUGUCCCUUACAUCUUUGUCUCUUCCCUCUCCUUUUUGUGUGUCUGAGGCAGAUCUGGGUCGAUGCAGACCCACACAUCUGCUGUCCCCACUGUGGAUGUAGAUUGCGCCUGUGAAAUUGCUCCCCCCCUUCCUCUCAUUUUCACCCACUGGAACACUGUGAUUCAAACCGCAGCUCUCCUUGGCAUCAAGGGUCCAGCUUGGGCUGACGAAGCUGAAGCCUUGCUCUUUGGCUUCUGUAAAGGUAAAGGGACCCCCGACCAUUAGGUCCAGUCGUGGCCAACUCUGGGGUUGCGGCACUCAUCUCGCUUUACUGGCCGAGGGAGCCGGCGUACAGCUUCUGGGUCAUGUGGCCAGCAGGACUAAGCCGCUUCUGGCGAACCAGAGCAGCGCACGGAAACGCCGUUUACCUUCCCGCUGGAGCGGUACCUAUUUAUCUACUUGCACUUGACGUGCUUUCGAACUGCUAGGUUGGCAGGAGCAGGGACUGAGCAACGGGAGCUCACCCCGUCAUGGGGAUUCGAACUGCCGACCUUCUGAUCAGCAAGCCCUAGGCUCAGUGGUUUAACCCACAGUGCCACUUGGGAUCAAAGUCUCUUUCUGGGCAAGGGGGCUGGGAAACCACUUUUCCUAAGAGGUUUGCUGCUUGUGGUCAGAUCUCCUCCUUUCUCCCUGGCUCAGGUGGUUUGGCGCUUUGGAGAUACCCUUUGUGAUACCCUCACAAGUGAAUUUUCGUAAGGGUGGGGGUUGUGUUCUUCCUCCCCUGUCAUCUGCCUCUGAUGAUGAAAUGGCUCUUCUUAGGAAACAGCCUCUGGGAAGGAUAACCUCAGAGGGGGAGUCCCUGUGGCUGCUUCUUCCUCUUAACUUGAGACCUUGGGCAGCUGCACUGGCUUCCCUUUUCUCUCUGCAAAUCUCCUUCCUGGCUCCCCCCUCCCUCUGCUGCCCUGCUGUGGUAUUUUGGGAAUGUGACCUCCGCCAAGUCACAGCGCCCUUUUCUUUUCCCAGAGAAAGAGGCGGGGGUGGCACAUUAGGGCUUCUGUGGGCCAGUUCCUUCACCCACCGCAGAGAAGAGCCAUUGUGCCCUCUUUGCGGUGUUAUUUAAUUAAAGAUUUAUUUGCCUGGUGAAAGCCCCAUUAGAGCAGCGGGAGGUGGCAACAUCAGAGCAUCACUUCAGGGGCCGAGUCCUGUCAGCUCCUCCCCCUCCCCCUCUUGCCUCAACCAUUUUUUGUUUCGUUUUUAGUUUUAUAAAGGAUUUUAGGUCUUUGAGAGAGAGAGAUUUAUUGCAUUUCUGUGCUGCUUUCCUUUCAAACGAAUCCCGAAGCUUCUUAGAACAACAGCAAUUGGCAAUAGUGUAACAGUGUCACAGGUCUUCUUUGGCGAUCCCUCGUAGCCGAAUAAGAUUGUCUUCCAUCAGCAUGGUCUUAACAAUGAGUCCGUAAGUGACUGUGGAGGCCAAUUCUGGAUCCACACGUCCUUCCACAAUGGGGACGUUGGUUUCUGGGCGGGAGUUGAUCCCGGUGAGGGUUUGCCAAACGUGCCUUCCUCUUAGCACGUUUCUCCCUUGUGUCCUGAGUUCAAGUGUCUUCAAACCCCAUGACACCUUUGGCAAAGGCUGUUCUCCAACUGGAGCGCUCGCAGGCCAGUGUUUCCCAAUUGUCGGUGUUUAUACUACAUUUUUAAAGAUUUGCCUUGAGAGAGUCUUUCAACCUCUUUUGUUGACCACCAGCAUUACGCUUUCCAUUUCUAAAAUCAUAAAAGAGUAGUUGCUUUGGAAGACGAUAAUCAGGCAUCCGCACAACAUGACCAGUCCAACGAAGUUGAAGAAACUUUGCUUCAAUACUGGUGAUCUUUGCUUCUUCCAGGACACUGGUAUCCGUUCGCCUGUGUUCCCAAGUGAUGUGUAAAAAGUUUUUGGAGACACUGUUGAUGGAAUCUUUCAAGGAGUUGAUGGCGUUUAUAAUUGGUCCACAUUUCACAAGCAGACAGUAAAGUUGGUAGUACAAUAGCUUUGUCAACAAGUAUUUGGGCUUCCCCUUUGAAUGUCCCAGUCCUCAAACACUCUGCACUUCAAUUGGGAGAAAGCCGCACUUGCAGAGCUUAGGUGAUGCUGGAUUUCUGCAUCAAUGUUGGCCCUUGUGGAAAUAUAACUGCCCAGGUAGUAGAAGUGAUCAACAUUUUCCAAUGUUACACCAGUGUAACAGGUACAGCUCAAGCCGUAUUAUAUAAUUAACAAAACACCAGCAAGACACUUAAUGAUCUGUAAAGCACAGUAAACAAACCCACAACAAAAAAGUAAAAAGCUGAGCAUCACAGUUACAACGUAAGUUAUAUGAUUAACUGAUCAUCAAUAAAACAUUUAUAACAGGCAUAGGCAAACUUGGCCCUCCAGAUGUUUUGGGAGUACAAUUCCCAUCAUUCCUGACCACUGGUCCUGUUAGCUAGGGAUCCUGGGAGUUGUAGUCCCAAAACAUCUGGGGGGCCGAGUUUGCCUAUGCCUGAUUUAUAAUCUAUAAAACAAUGUUGAAAGGCAGCAAUUGAAAAAGUUAGCUGAGGGCACAUUCCUCUUGCAGCGGAGGCAGGUGUUUCCUUUGUGGCCCCUCCCGUUGCCCCUCUGCCGGGCCAAUCUGCCUCGGUGCUCCGUGACCGGCCUUGAACAUCACCCCACAAUGCCCUGGUGCCAGUUCCCCUGGACCACUGCUGCAGCAUCCUUCUCCGUGCUUAAGCCCCCAUCCCAGAGAAGAUGCCAGGUUAGGAGGAUGAGGGGCAGGUGGGAUUGAUGGAUUAGACUGGAUUGCUAUCUUUCUCUGUUGAUUUUGGUUCAGGUGAAUCCCAGAGCAGCUUACAAACAGGAAAUAACAGUAACAUGAACGAACAUCACAAAUGCAGCAUAGAUCAUGUAGAAUAAUCAAGCCAUAAACCAAAGAGAAUAUAGAUAGAAAUUGCUCCCUCUUCUGCUGCAGCUGCCAUCUCUGCUCAGGACGGGGCAGGAAAGAGACCACCAGAGUCUCCUCCGGCACAACGCUUUGGGGGGCAUCUUUCUUGCCAGCCUUUCCAUAUGUGGGGGGAGAGGGUGUUUCGGAAGCCCCCACACCAUCUGCUGCACCCUUCUCUGCCGGAUCAGACCAAAGACAUGCCUGGAGCUGCUGGUGUAGCUGUGGAGUGUCUGAAAGGCAGGUUGGGGAAGGCAGGUUUCCGCUGACAGAUGUUGAGACCCAAAGUGGCCUUGCUUAGCCUUGCAAGAAGUAAGAGGCUCGUGAGAGUAGGAUGAAGGUCGCUACAUUAAUAAUAAUAAUAAUCAUAAUCAUAAUAAUAAUCAUAAUGUAGGGGAGCUGUUUGUGUGCAGUGUAAGCAUUUGAUUCUUUCUCUUUCCCUUCCUCCCGGGUUGCCUUUGCAAUGGGCUGCACUGGGAAGGGAAUAAACAUGGUGUGGCAGCUGAGCAGAGCUGCCUUUUGCCCCCGUCUUUUCCCCGUCAUCUCAACCCCAUGUGUGCCCACUCAGCCGCUUCGGUUGGCGGAAUUGGCACUGCGUAAUCAAACAAUUAAACCCCUGUGUUGUAAACAAUUAUCAGUAAUAUCCAAGGCAACACGAUGACCAAGUACAACAAUGCAAUAUCAAUAUAAACUCUUUAUAUAUUCUAUACGGAACAUUGAAUAAUAUGAAAUAUGCACUCUCUGCAUAACCAAAUAAACAGAAAUCUUAUAAAUCUCUGAAAGUCACAAAAUGUGCACUCUUGAUGGAUUCUCUUGAAAAUAUAGAACCAAAUAAACAUAAGUCUCUGAAAGUCUUUGUGGACUAUGCAAGUCUCUGAAAGAAGCCAUGGGUCAGAUUCUUAUCUGGUCAAAACAAGCCGUAAAGCUGUGUUUUAUGACGUCCAAUGCUGCCAAAGUGGUCCGCAAACAGACGUAGUGAACAGUGAUUCCGGAUAUACCCACCGUUUUGUAGAAUUCUUCUUCAGCACAGCAGAAGGAUACAGAAAUGCUUCAUAAACUGCAAAUGAAUUAUUGAAACGAUGACUUGCAGGUGCCACACGAUGCCCGUUCCUCAUUGGCAAGAACUCAGUUGUUUAAUGUGGCAGCAACUACACUUUGGAACUCCCUGCCUAUUGAUACCAAGGAGACACAAAACCCAGACGCUUAGAAAUGCUGAUGUGAAGUUCAGUCUGUUUUAGGGUUUCAACUUUUUCUAUGUUUUAAAGCAUUGUGCAUUCCUCUUGAGUUUACUUUUUUAUAAACCACUUUGAGGGUUUGUUUUUUCGACAGUCAAGCGGUGGAUAAAUUUUUCGAAACAAACAAACAAGCGAUAGAUGAAAUGGUAAUAUUUGAAGGUCAGUUGCUCUGCUGCCUAAUAUUACUGUUCCUGCUCAGUUUUUCCUGGGGCUUAUUGGUUUUCCUUCCUUCCUUGCAGCCGGCCAGCCUUCUGCCGUCUGCUGUGCCGCACACACAAACGGGAGGCGGAUUAGAGAGGGAGGAAAGCAGAUUUGCUGGAUUCAUGUUCUGCUGCUGCUUAGGAGAAGGGGGACUUCCUCUCUCUCUUUCUCCCUCUCUCAUAACAAUUUUCAGGGAAAGCUCAUAGCAGUUGCGCCCAAGGCUUCUUGAGAGAGGAUAUGUAGCAACGGAGGCUGAGUUUCAUUUGAGCAGUGAGGGGUCAGUGCGUGGGGAGAAUGAAAACUAGUAAUAAUAAUAAUAAUAAUUUUUUAUUUAUACCCCGCCCAUCUGGCUGAGUUUUCCCAGCCACUCUGGGCGGCUUCCAAUCAAGUGUUAAAAACAAUACAGCAUUAAAUAUAGUAUUGUGAUAUAGUAUUGUGCUUUGCCUGGAAAACAACUACAGUGGUACCUUGGUUUAAGAACAGCUUCGUUUAUGAACAACUUGGAUUAAGCAUGCUGCAAACCCAGAAGUAGGUGUUUUGGUUUGUGAACUUUGCCUUGGAAGUAGAACAUGUUUCGCUUCCUGUUGCGUGUGUUCCAUUUGUAAACUGAGUCCCCUGCUGCUAUGGGAAAGCACGCCUUGGUUUAAGAACGCUUUGGUUUAAGAACGGACUUCCGGAAUGGAUUGAGUUCGUAAACCAAGGUACCACUGUACUUGAGUUUUAACUGCUUUGCCACUAGAGGGUUUUUUUUGGGGGGGAGGGGGGCAGAAUUUUCCAUGUUGGGCUUUGGAAGAAGAAGAAGAAGAAUAGUAACCUGCAACUCCAAGUUCUGUGUUGAAAUGAUCAGCUUUCCAUACAGGUCUUAAACCCUAGACUUGUUGGGCGGUUCCCCAAGGGUCAUCUAGUCCAGCCCCCAGCAAUGAAGGAAUCUCAGCUCAAGCAUCCCUGACAGGUGACCACCCAAUCUCUGCUUAAAAACCUCCAAGCAAGGAGAGCCCACCACUUUCUGAUGGAAUUUCUUCCACUGCUGAGCAGCUCUUCCUGUCAGAAAGUUCUUCCUGAUGUUUAGUCGGAAUCUCUUCUCUCAUAACCUGAAGCCAUGGGUUCGAGUCCUACCCAGCCACAGCUGACUCUCUGGGCACUGCCGCUUUGUCUGACUGGGGAUUGGGCUGUUCACCUGUCGAAUGUCUCUCUCCGUCAGAAAGUUCUUUCUGUUGGGUCCCUACCCUUUUAUUUAACAAAACGCAUAUACAGUGGUACCUCGGGUUAAGUACUUAAUUCGCUCCGGAGGUCCGUUCUUAACCUGAAACUGUUCUUAACCUGAGGUACCACUUUAGCUAAUGGGGCCUCCCGCUGCCACCGCCACACCAUUUCUGUUCUCACCCUGAAGCAAAGUUCUUAACCUCAGGUACUAUUUCUGGGUUAGCGGAGUCUGUAACCUGAAGCAUCCGUAACCCGAGGUACCACUGUACCACUAGAUCAAGCUCCUCAGUUUUGUUGAAUUAAUUAAGCCACAUAGUUUUAAUUGGAUUUUGAAUAGAAGUGUGCCGUUCAUUGUUACCGUUUUGGAUUUUUCUGUACUGCUGCCUUCAGUAGCAGUACUGAGUUGGGCAAACUGCUGUUCUGAAAAAUGCUUUUUAUAGAGCAGGGGUCUCUGGGGAUGAGUUUAUGGAACCAAGAGGGGCAGGGUGCCCCGGAAAACUUUGGGGGCCAAGCAGGUUUCUGGGCAUAGUGCCACCUCUUUAGUCCUGCUGUUAACAUGGGUGAUUGACACAACCAGACUUUAAAGCAGUGGCACAAGAUGCGCUAUUAUGGGGUAGAGAAAUAUGUAGGAGAGUGUUUUUCCCCGAAGUGUGUCUGUGGAGCUUUCACGGGGCUGGUCAUGUAUGUUCUUGCUGCUUGUGAGGCUUCGCACUGGGCUUCUUGAAGUUUCUGCUGAAAGAGCAGGUUCCGAGUUCAAAUCCUGCCUCAUUUGGCCUAUCUUGGCAUUUCCCCCCCAUCCUCUCUAAUCCACUGUCAAGUCCAGCACAGCACAAAUGUGGUCUUGGGAAAUGGUGAGCAGGGACGAAGCUUAGCGACAGGACACCAGCCUUGCAUGCAGAAGGCCCCAUAAUAAUAAUAAUAAUAAUAAUAAUAAUAAUAAUUUAUUAUUUUUACCCCACCCAUCUGGCUGGGCUUCCCCAGCCACUCUGGGCAGCUUUCAAAAAAUAUUAAAAUACUGUAAUACAUCAAACAUUAAAAGCUUCCCUAAACAGGGCUGCCUUCAGAUGUCUUCUAAAAGUCUGGUAGUUGUUUAUCUCUUUGACAUCUGGUGGGAGGGCGUUUCACAGGGUGGGCGCCACCACUGAGAAGGCCCUCUGCCUGGUUCCCUGUAACUUGGCUUCUUGCAGUGAGGGAACCGCCAGAAGGCCCUCGGAGCUGGACCUCAGUGUCCGGGCUGAACGAUGGAGGUGGAGACGCUCCUUCAGGUGUACAGGACUGAGGCCGUUUAGGACUUUAAAGGUCAGCACCAACACUUUGAAUUGUGCUUGGAAACAUACUGGGAGCCAGUGUAGGUCUUUCAGGACUGGUGUUAUAUGGUCCCAGCGACCGCUCCCAGUCACCAGUCUAGCUGCCACGUUCUGGAUUAGUUGUAGUUUCUGGGUCACCUUCAAAGGUAGCCCCACGUAGAGCGCAUUGCAGUAGUCCAAGCGGGAGAUAAUCAGAGCAUGCACCACUCUGGUGAGACAGUCCGCGGGCAGGUAGGGUCUCAUCCUGCAUACCAGAUGGAGCUGGUAGACAGCUGCCCUGGACACAGAAUUGACCUGCGCCUCCAUGGACAGCUGUGAGUCCAAAAUGACUCCCAGGCUGUGCACCUGGUUCUUCAGCGGCACAGUUACCCCAUUCAGGACCAGGGAGUCCUCCACACCUCCCCGCCUCCUGUCGUCCAAAAACAGUACUUCUGUCUUGUCAGGAUUCAGUCUCAAUCUGUUAGCCGCCAUCCAUCCUCCCAGGUUCAUUCCCCAGUGUCAGCAGCAUCUCCUUGUCUGAACCCCCCGAGACCUGCUGCUGCCAGCCAGUGCAGGCAGUAUAGAGCCAGACAGGUUCAGUACCAGGCAGCUUCCUGUUUUCCCGUGUGCUUUGCCCACAAGUGCAUUUCGAUGCUCUGACAUUCAGACGAAGGCGGCUGUGUCGCUACCUGUGUUGGCUGGGGGCUGGCGGGAGCUGAACUCCAAAUCCCCAGAGGGCGGCAGGUUGGAGAUGGCUGGGCUGCAGCCGCUUCUGUCUGCUGUGGGGACAUUCCAGCUUCUUCCCUGCGGGAGUCUUUGCUGAGCUGCAAAACUUUGCGCCAUCCUGAGUAAGGCAGAUGCCCACCUGGCAACAUUCACCCUCUCCCCCCCCCCAUGCCAUCUGUUGCGGGAGAAAAUCAGUAAAUAAAGAUUCUUAUCUUGUCCUGUUUCAGUAGAUGCUUCUAGCCCAAACCAGGCCUGCUCUGAGUGACCCCCCUCCUGCCAGGAGAGCAGCUUGCUCCCGUUGAGUUGCUUCACUGUUGGACACCAUAAGGGGGUCCCAGAUUUUUUUUCGGGGGGGCUUCCCUAGUACUACCAGUCAUUCUGCUGCUGUAAGCUGCAAACAGACGAGGGUGCAAAUUGCCCCCUCCUCAACUGACAGAUCAAUCAUUUGAUGGGCUGGCAGGGAGCAUUUUGUUAACUUUGCAUUCUGCAGCUGACCUCCUAUUUAGUGUUUUUUUUAAAAAAAUGUUUAGGAUAAUAUUUUAGUUUCCUGUGAAUUAUGUUUGAAUGAAUGCUAAUUGUCUUUAAAGGUAUAUACUUUGUCUUUAACUUUCUUCAGUAAUGUUUUAUUCUGGAUUGUUGUAUUUCUUUGAUGUUUUAAUGUAGGUUGUAAAGUGCUUUGAGAUCCCUCCCCAUUAAAAAUAUAAAGCAGUAUAGAAAAUCAACAACAACAACAACAACAAGAGGUUUUCCCUCUUGCUCCAUUCUUUCUGGGCACAGCUGCAAAAGGCUUUUCAAUUUGCACUCCUGUUUUCCCCAGGAAAACCUGCUCUUCACUGCUGAAUCGGAGCAAACAGCAAAACCAGGUAGACAUUUGCUCCAAUUCAGCAGCAAAGAGCAGGGAAGCCGUGGGACUGGUGGGAAUGGGGGUGAGCCCUUGGUGAAAGCAGGAUCUCCCAGUGGGGAUCUUGACUAGCAAAUGGCUUCUGGUGGGAGCCCAGCCUGCUGGGUUGUCGCAGCCGACAACUGCCAGUCUCUCCAGCCAGAUGGAAUCUGCCAGAUGGAAUAUGCCCCCUGUGGAUGUUUCCACCCUCGCCACAUAUUUUCCUUUGCCGCUUCUCUCAACCACCUGACACCCCCCUGCCCCCCCGGUCUUAAUGCUGUAGAAAGCAGCCCUUGGAAUAGGCUGCUGGCAUGGGGGGCGUGCCUCUUCUGAGGAAAUGCUUUAAAAAGUAGAACAGGAAGCUUUGUAGAUGGCAAUAGGAGCUGGUUCCCUUCCCUCUGGUGCUUUGGAAACUAUCAGAGUGGCCCCAAGUCAAUAAAAACAGGCAAAUUAAGGGUUCUUUUACUUAAGAUAUGCAGAUGACACAACUUUGAUGGCAGAAAGUGAGGCGGAAUUAAAGAACCUUUUAAUGAGGGUGAAAGAGGAGAGCGGAAACUAUGGUCUGAAGCUCAACAUCAAAAAAACCAAGAUCAUGGCCACUGGUCCCAUCACCUCCUGGCAAAUAGAAGGGGAAGAAAUGGAGGCAGUGAGAGAUUUUACUUUCUUGGGCUCCAUGAUCACUGCAGAUGGUGACAGCAGUCAAGAAAUUAAAAGACGCCUGCUUCCUGGGAGAAAAGCAAUGACAAACCUAGACAGCAUCUUAAAAAGCAGAGACAUCACCUUGCCAACAAAGAUCCCUAUAGUUCAAGCUAUGGUUUUCCCAGUAGUGAUGUAUGGAAGUGAGAGCUGGACCAUAAAGAAGGCUGAUCGCCGAAGAAUGGAUGCUUUUGAAUUCUGGUGCUGGAGGAGACUCAUGAGAGUCCCACGGACUGCAAGAAGAUCCAACUUCUCCAUUCUGAAGGAAAUCAGGCCUGAGUGCUCACUGGAAGGACAUAUCCUGAAGCUGAGGCUCCAAGACUUUGGCCACCUCAUGAGAAGAGAAGACUCCCUGGAAAAGACCCUGAUGUUGGGAAAGAUGGAGGGCGCAAGGAGAAGGGGAGGACAGAGGACCAGAUGGUGGGACAGUGUCCUCGAAGCUACCAGCAUGAGUUUGACCAAACUGCAGGAGGCAGUGGAAGACAGGAGUGCCUGGCCUGCUCUGGUCCAGGGGGUCACGAAGAGUCGGACACGACUAAACAACAACAACAACUUAGUUUAUAGGGGAUUGUGUGUUUAUCUGUGUAUCUCGCUAUGAGGCUAUUUUGAUCGCUAUUUUGAUCGCCGACUUAAAAGGCUGUUUUAACUGUGGGCAUGUAAGACAAGCCUGUUGGAUCAGGCCCAUGGCCCAUCCAGUCCUCCUGUUCUAACAGUGGCCAUCCAGAUGCCCCAGGGGGAAACCCCACAAGCAGGACCUGAGUGCGAAAGCUACUCUCCCCUCCUGGGAUUCAGAAGCAAUGCUGAUUCCAGUUGUGGAGAAAGAACAUAGCCAACACGGCUGGUACUCAUGGGCAGCCCACCGUUUCUCCAUUAAUCUGUCUAAUUCUCUUUUAAAUACAUCCGGGUUGGUGGCCCUCAUGCCUCCUGUGGCAGGGAGUUCCACAGUUUAACUCUGGGCUGAAUGUAGAAGGACUUUCGUUUAUCCAUCCUGAAUCUUCCAAUAUUCAGCUUCUUUGGAUGUCCACGGCUUCUGGUGUUAGGAGCUCUUUCUCUCUUUCAUAUACAGAUGAACCUCGGAAGUUGGAACAAAAUCCGUUCCAGAAGUCCGUUCGACUUCCGGAAAGUUCGAAAACCAAGGCGCGGCUUCCGAGUGGUUUCAAGUUGCGCAGGCAAUUGCCGGGAACAGAAGUGGAAGCCGCGCCGGACGAAAACCAGAACAGUCACUUCUGGUUUUCAAUCAUUCAGGAGCCAGAACGUUCAUCUCCUAAGGCGUUUGGGAGCUGAGGGAGGACUGUACCGCGGUUGCUGGUGAGAAGUUUGUAGCUAAAAGAGAAGAGGCCUCCUUUGUUGACAGGUGUCACUUGUCAGAUUCCUCCCAGCCUUGGAUGGCAAGGAAGCUCCGCCCCCAACUUUAUGGAUUUUUGUUUGCUGGGCAAUUUUGGAUAAUAUAGGUCAGGUCCCAGCUGCUGCUGCUGCUCUUCCCACCAGGUGGAGGUGGGGGGGCACUGAUGAAAGGCUGGGAUGAAAGCCCCUUCUCCCCCCCCCCCCCCGCAGAUCUAAACUCUUGCUUGUGCUCAGAAUCUGCUCUGUUUUUCUAGAAUCCUGUUUGGUAACCAUCCUCUGGAAGGGAGGCACCACAGUGUGAUCAACCGAGAGGAGGGGACUUGCUCUUACAUUUAUUGCAUAAAAUUCAGGGUGGAUAAAAAUCAAUGAUUUUUUUUUUUAAUGGAUUUUUAAAAUUUAAAUCAUUUUUUUUAUUUAAAUUGGAUUUUUAAAAUAAAAUGCUUUUGGAGGAAUAAUUUUUCUAAAAUUAGUUUUCUAUUUAAGUUACAUUAUAGUCCAAAGGCUAUUCAUCAGGAAAUAACUUUUUAAAAAGUUUUUCAUGUGUGCUAAAACUCAGUCUAAGGUUUUUUAUUAUUAUUAUUGUUUAACCACAUCAGUUAACAAACAUGGAUACAUAUGCCAUAAUGUUAUUGUUUUUGUUAAAUAAAUUGUUUAAAUUGUUAUUAAGGAAAUGAUUAUUUUUCUCCUUCCAAUAAAGUAUAGCAGAAAAGUUGUCCAAAUAUAAUCAGUUAACUUAUUAAACCUCAGAAUAAUUUCAUAAUUAUCCGUCUAUGUAUUUCUAAUAGUAUAAUCAAAUCAAUAAUUUUUGAUAUAACUGUAAAAACUACUCUGAAAAUUUAUGAUUCCAAAAAUGAAACCUUCAUCUGGUUGUAAAUAUUAAGGUUAUACCAGCAAUAAUGAGUCUUUCUGUAAAAAAAAUAGGCAGGGAGUUCCAAAGGGUAGGUUUGGAAUUGAUUUCUGGCAAAUGUGGAACGGGUAUCAUGUGGCCCCUGUAACAGGGCCAGUUCCACCAGCUGAAGCAGUCAAGGCAUAGAAGGGGUCAGGCGAUCUCAUAUGUCCCAAGUUGUUAAGGGCUUUAUACAGGGGGCGCUCGGGUUGCGGGAGGCACGCUCUCAACCCACAGUGCCGCGUCUGCACCAAUCUUCUUUUCAAGCCAUCCAGGUCAGUUGCCAUCAUUGCCUCCUGUGGCAGAGAGUUCCAUAGUUUAACUCUGUGCUGCCUGAAGAAGGGCUUCCUUUUUGUGCGUGCCUUGAAUCUUCCAACACUCAGCUCCGUUGGAUGCCUGUGGGUUGCAAUGUUAUUAGAGAGGGAGGAAGACGUUUCUCUUCCCACUUUCUCCUCGCCACGUCUCAUUUUGUAAACUUCCAUUGCGUCUCCUCUCAGUACCUUUAAGUACGGCCGUCUCCACCACGAACUACAACUCCCGGGCGCCCCAGCCAGCUCAGCCACGCUGCUUGUCCAAAACAUCUGGAGGGCAUUUGCAGCUGCCGCUGUGUGGCCCAAACGCAUCGGAGAUGGCUGGCCGAGGUUUCUGCAAGCCUCUUCCUUCUGAGCACUUGACAGAUAUUCUGGGAUGCGACGCUGUGCCAGAUUUGGCUGACUCAUCCGGUAUAAUAGAAGCACAUCUGCUCCAGCCUCAUGACCUGGAAAAGCAUCUUUUGCACAGCAAUUGCACAAGAGGAGGCGGGGGGGGGGGAGUUGACACAGAAGCGGCAGCAACAGUCUCUGCGCCCGACAGACAGAGGAGGUCAACAUUUAUUUUCGAGGCAACCGAAGGGGAGAGGAAAGGAAGAAUAAAGGAAGAGAGAGCUUUGUUUCCUGAAAAACCACAGGCUAAUUCUGCGGUGGCCAAAGCAACAAAUGGAAGAGGCGCCGCAAAGGCCGGCAGUCGCCUGAGUGGCAAAGGGUGAAAGUGAUUUAAUUAUCUGGAGCUGCAAAGGGGGAGGGGGCCGGGGGCACCAAAGGUCAGAGCUCUGGAGGAGUCACAUGACAGGCACCCAAACGUCUUCUGGGGCACAGCCACUUACCCCACGGCUGCGGCCAGCCCCACUGAAGUCCGACAGCUGGCCGGCUCGGAAAAAGGUUGCAGAGUUUGGGACUUUUCAGGCAGCGAAGAGAUGUUUAUAAAAUUGUGAUUUGGGGUGUAAUCUUCGACACCUCGCUUUCCAUGGAGACGCAGAUUGCAGCUAUAACAAAGGUGGCAUUUUUUCAUCUCCGCCAAGCUAAGCAGUUGGCUCCUUACCUCUCUCGCCCUGACCUAGCCACUGUGAUCCACGCGACGGUCACCUCCAGACUGGAUUAUUGUAACUCGCUCUACGUGGGGCUGCCCUUGAGACUGACCCAAAAACUCCAGCGGGUGCAGAAUGCUGCAGCAAGACUCCUUACGGGGUCUUCGCUGCGAGAUCACAUUCACCCGGUGCUAUACCAGCUGCCCUGGCUCCCGGUGGAGUACAGGAUCAGGUUUAAGGUGCUGGUUUUAACCUUUAAACCUGAUCCUAGGACCCUCAUACCUAUGGGACCGCCUCUCCUGGUAUGUCCCACAGAGGACCUUAUGGUCUUCAAACAAAAACAUCUUGGAGAUCCCGGGCCACAGGGAGGUUAGGCUGGCCUUGACCAGAGCCAGGGCUUUUUUGGCCAUGGCCCCAAUCUGGUGGAACGCUCUGUCACAAGAGACUAGGGCCCUGCGGGACUUGACAUCUUUCCGCAGGGCCUGCAAGACGGAGCUUUUCCACCUGUAUUAUUAUUACAGUGGACCCUCUGGUUACAGACUUAAUUCGUUCUGGGGGUCCGUGCGCACCCCGAAAAAUCCGUAACCAGAGGCCUGCUUCUGCACAUGCACAUGCAACAAACCCGAAAGAAUACACUUCUGGGUUUGCCACAUUCGUUAUGUAACCAGAGGGUCCACUGUAUUAUUAUCCUGUCAAGUAGCUAUCAAAAGCCUUCUCCUCCUCCAUGUGUCCGUUCUUAACCUGAAACUGUUCUUAACCUGAAGCACCACUUUAGCUAAUGGGGCCUCCUGCUGCCGCCGGGGCGCUGGAGCACGAUUUCUGUUCUUAUCCUGAAGCAAAGUUCUUAACCCGAGGUGAUAUUUCUGGGUUAGCGGAGUCUGUAACCUGAAGCGUAUGUAACCUGAAGCGUAUGUAACCCGAGGUACCACUGUACCACUAAAUCAAGCUCAUCAGUUUUGUUGAAUUAAUUAAGCCACAUAGUUAAUAAUAAUAAUAAUAAUAAUAAUAAUAAUAAUAGUAUCCCACCCAUUUGAAUGGGUUGCCCCAGCCAUUCUGGGUGGCUUCCAACAAAUAUAAAAGCAUAAUAAAAGGUUAAAAUCUUCCCUGUUUAGGGCUGCCCUGUCGAGGAAGGCUCUGCUCUGCCUCCACAGGGAGCAAUUGCUCCACAGGGAGCAAUUUUUCUGAACACCAGUGGCUGGAGAGUGCAGGAGGUUUUCUUGCACACGAUCCAAGAGCUCUUUUGGUUUUUAAAGGUUAAAAGCAACCCGUUGCAAGGUGUUCAGACUGCCGUGUCUCUGUCAACGGAGGGGUCCUGAACCAGCUGAAUUUCCCAGUCUGCGUUCGGUGGCAGCUCCCUGUGGAGCCGGGCGCAGUAGUCUAGCUGGCAAGAGAUGCUCCUGGCAUUCUGUCCGUCUGUCUCUCCCCAACCCCCUUUUAAAUAUAUAGUCCUUUUCUCUGUGGGACUGAAUGGGGACGGGACAGGGCACAGUUUAACUGGGGACUCUCCUUGCCAGCCCUGCUCUCCCCCCCCCCCAAGGCAGCGGUGUUUUCUGUUAGCUUCUGCUCGUAAGAACUUGAUUAGUGAACUCCUUUUCUUUUAAUCAACUUGGAAAUCUGCCAGGGGCAUCUUGAAUGAGCUGCUCUUAGACCCAGUUGGGCUCUUCUGGCUGGGAGAGUGGAGGCAAGUGUGUGAAGUGUGUGUGUGUGUGUGUGUGUGUGUAUGUGUGUGUGAGAGAGAGAGAGAUGAAUAAGUCCACAAGAGUGGACUUUCUUCUUGGACUUAAUGACUUCGAUUGCAACUGGAGGGAACUUUCAGCCCUAGGGGAACAUUUGCUGGUGCCUGAUCAGCCAUCCUGAAAGAGGCAGACAGAGGCUGUGAAAGCUCCUUUGUCUCUUACAGAUCCCUUUUCGGUGCUACAAGGAAGCUCAAAAUCCAAAGGAAUAAUAAUUAAUAAUAUGGCAAUAUAAUAAUAGUAAUUUAUUAUUAUACCCCGCCCAUCUGGCUGGGCUUCCCCAGCCACUCUGGGCGGCUUCCAACAAAAUAUUAAAAUACAGUAAUGCCUCAGACAUUAAAAGCUUCCCUAAACAGGGCUGCCUUCAGAUGUCAUCUAAAAGUCUGGUAGUUGUUUUUCUCUUUGACAUCUGGUGGGAGGGCGUUCCACAGGGUGGGCGCCACCACCGAGAAGGCCCUCUGCCUGGUUCCCUGUAACCUCACUUCUUGCAGGGAGGGAACCGCCAGAAGGCCCUCACCGCUGGACCUCAGCGUCCAGGCAGAACGAUGGGAGUGGAGACGCUCCUUCAGGUAUACAGGACUGAGGUCGUUUAGGGCUUUCAAGGUCAGCACCAACACUUUGAAUUGUGUUCGGAAACGUACUGGGAGCCAAUGUAGGUCUUUCAAGACCGGUGUUAUAUGGUCUCGGCGGCCGCUCCCAGUCACCAGUCUAGCUGCCACAUUCUGGAUUAGUUGUGGUUUCCGGGUCACCUUCAAAGGUAGCCCCACGUAACACGCAUGGCAGUAGUCCAAGCGGGAGAUAACCAGAGCAUGCGCCACUCUAGCGAGAAAGUCUGCAGGCAGGCAUGGUCUCAUCCAGCACACCAGAUGGAGCUGGUGCACAGCUGCCCCGGACACAGAAUUAGCUUGCACCUCCAUGGACAGCUGUGAGUCCACAAUGACUCCCAGGCUGCGCACCUGGUCCUUCAGGGGCACAGUUACCCCACUCAGGACCAGGGAGUCCUCCACACCCACCCGCCUCAUGUCCCCCCAAAACAGUACUUUUGUCUUGUCAGGAUUCAACCUCAAUCUGUUAGCUGCCAUCCAUCCUCCAACCGCACAUGCUUUCUUCACCACAGAAGAGAGAGAGAAACAGCGUGGGGCAGUGGUUAGAGCAGGGUUGGCCAACCUUUUUAUACCUGCAGCCCACUAAUGCAUCUUUCUUGAUGGUAAAAUUUCCUUACCGCCCACCAGAGCUCGAUGGAAGGAGGAUUCAGCUUGUGCCGUAGAACCCCCUACCGCCCACCUAGAAUCCUGAAAUGCCCACUAGUGGGCGGUAGGGACCAGGAUGACAACCCCUGGGUUAGAGUGUCGGACUAGGACUGGGGAGAGACAAGGGUUCGAAUUCCCCACUAGGCCAUGAAGCUCCCUGGGGUGACCUCGGGGGGCCACGCAAGGCCUCUCAGCCUGACCGGCCUCACAGGGUUGUUGGGGGAAAGAUUAAAUGAGGACCCUGUUGCCACCUCGAACUCGCUGGAGAAAAAAGGUGGGAUAGGUAAAGGGACCCCUGACCGUUAGGUCCAGUCGUGACCGACUCUGGGGUUGCAGCGCUCAUCUCGCUUUAUUGGCCGAAGGAGCCGGCGUACAGCUUCCGGGUCAUCUGGCCAGCAUUACUAAGCCGCUUCUGGCAAACCAGAGCAGCGCACGAAACGCCUUUUACCUUCCCGCCAGAGCAGUACCUAUUUAUCUACUUGCACUUUGACGUGCUUUCGAACUGCUAGGUUGGCAGGAGCAGGGACCGAGCAACGGGAGCUCACUCCGUCAUUGCGGGGAUUCAAACCUCUGACCUUCUGAUCGGCGAGUCCUAGGCUCUGUGGUUUAGACCACAGCGCCACCAGUGUCCCUGUGGGAUAUAAACGCCAUAAAUAAUGAUAAGUAGGUGUAGAAUAACUACUACCAGCCCCUGCAGAGAAAAUGUUUGCGAGGCCAGCUCUCUCCAAGCCGGAUGCUGUGGUUCCUGUUUUGCACUCGUUUUACAACACCGUCAGCCACGGAAAGGGAAAGUGCCUGCAAAGCCUGGCCAAUUGGGGUGGGGGGUGGGGCAGGGGGUCUUUCCUGUCUCUGUGCAAAGAGGCGGGAUCCCUAUCUAUAUUUACCCUGCAGCGGAAGUCCAGGGAGGGCAGCAUCCAUCGCUGCUCCCAAAUUUAUCCCAUCCUGCUCCCUUCUGCCGGUGGGAGGUGGAAAUGGCUCUGGAGAUUUUUGCUGUGGCCUCUGCUGCCAGAGAACCUUCAUGCAAGGGGUGUGUGUGUGGGUGUGGUUGUUGUCAUGCAGGAGGCUUAAGAGACAGAGCAUGGAAACCGAACUGGAGACUUGCAGAAAGUGUUUUUGCUCUCCAUUCACCCCGAGAAAAAAAUGUUGUGCCUAGCUUAUAUAUAAGAGUUUGUAGCACUUUCCCUUUUUCAAAAUAUAGUCUGGCCCCCACAAGGUCUGAGGGACAGUGGACCGGCCCCCAGCUGAAAAAGUUUGCUGAGCCCUGGCUUACAGGGUAGGACCCUGGAGACCUGCAAAAGCGCAUCUUGGUUUGAAGAAAAUGGAAUCCUGUUCUGGAUGGUUUUUUAGACUGGCGUGAGCAGGACUUCCUGGGGUGUGCAUAGGCCAUUGUUUGCGGUUGCCCCUGACCCCCACUCUCUGUCCAUGCAAGGGGACUCUGGGGAGUUGCGGUCUGUGUGUCUUUCUGCUGAAGUUGUGCAAUCCCCACCCUAGUCCAGUUGCCUGCACCCCUUUCCUCCAACCUCCCCCCCCCCCAAGGAGCACAAUGAGGACAUCUGUUCCUUUGGAGCCUCUCCCUGCCUUCGCUGGCAAUAAAACUCUGCCCAGAGAAGGAGGCUGCGCUGGCGGCUGUUGUGAAGUCGCUGUUAAUCACCAGUUGUUGAGUGACAAAUGUGUCCUCGGCUGCCUGUUGAAGAGGCCCCAAGCCCAGGCCAGGUCCAGGGCUGGGGGGUGGCUGGGGGCAGGGAUCCCUUGCCAAGGAGGGGGGCUCAGGUGGCCAGGGAGGGCCCUGGGCAGUGCAGCAGAGUCACAGGUGCCCUGGCGAAGGCAUGGGCUGAGCUGGAGGAAGGCUGCCUGCCUCAGAGGGAUUGGCACUUUGGAGGCACCCUGGAGGAGGAACCGAGUAUGACUUCUUUGGUCCUGAGGAUUUGGCUUGCUGUGGCUCAGUGGGCUGAGUACCUGCUCUGCUUGCAGAAGGACCCGGGUUCAGUCCCUUUCCGCACCUCCAGGGAGGGCUGGGAACUUCUACUCCCACAGAUGCAGGAUCCCAAGAACAGUAGGGAACUCGGGGCAUCAUCCAGGCUGACCCCCCUCCCCCCAAAAUCAUUACAGUGUUUUGGAAUUCAUUCAUGUUGGGCUGUGCAUGUUUGGGUGUGAGAUGGCAUGAAAACAAUCACUUCGGAUGAAUUAAAGGAAUUAUAUUGGUAUCUCUUCCUUCCUCCAAGCAGCACAGCGGUUUGUGCAAAGUUCAGGCAGGGAGGGAGCCCAACUAGUCCCUGACUGAGCCGGGGGAGAGCUGGCCUGGCAAGGCCCCUCAAAUCCCUCUUGCUGGGCCCGGCACCCUCAGCUACUGCCCUUGAUGCCUUCUUGUGACGCUGUUUGUACCAGAGGAUUAAAGGGCCUUUUCAUUUCUGGGAGAGCGCUGUGCCGGCCGUGGAAUCUGGCAAGAACAGGGAAAUGGGCAGCUGGCACCCUUGCCCAGACCGGAGGCCCCAUUUGUGGCCAUGGACCCCUCUCUCUCCCUCUGCCUCCUUUUCCCUGUUCUGCUUUAAAGGUUUACUGCCUCGAUCCCGGCACAAAGCCCCUCUGCUCCGCCGUAAUCCCCUUCUCCGCCUUAGUCACGGUGAAAUCGGCUCUAAUGGGUUUAGAGAGCCCUGCCUCUCCCUGGGUGGGUCCCUGCUUUGUGGGCCGGAUCAAGCAGGUGGACUGAGAAGAGGCAGCAGCUGUGAAAGCGGCCGCAUUGUGGGGCCUGCAGGUGACGAGGGCUUGGGUUUCCGCAGAGCGCUUGCACAUUCCUCGAUGUGCACACACACGCGAUGGUGGGAGGUGUGGAAAGGCAGAGCCCCCCCCCGGCCAGCUGUGCAGCUAGGAUGUUCAGAAGAUGUGCUUGCCAAAAGGGCGAGGGACGUUCCCCAAACCCCCCUGAGGUUCCCAUGUCCAGCCCAGAGGUCAUGAUCCCAGAGCCCCCCAGAGCUGCCUCCAUGGCUCUCAAAAGAAAGUCCAGGAUGGUUUGGCUCCGCUUCUGCGGUUGGAUGCCUCAGUUCGUCUGAAUCCCAAUUGCUGGAAACCGCAGGAGAAGAGAGUUGCUCUUGUGCUCGGAUCCUGCUUGCAGGUUUCCCCUUGGGGCAUCUGGUUGGCCACUGUGAUUUCAGGAUCCUGGACAAUAUGCUCCCCUUCCCUUAGGCCUGAUGCAGCCGGCCGUCCUUCGGUCCUUAUGAAAGUCAAAUAUUCCAGAAGGGGAGAGACCACAGGACUAUAAAGCAGAGGCAAAUCAGACUUGACUGCCUAGGGCAUGGGUAGACAACCUAAGGCCCGGAGGCCGGAUCCGGCCCAAUCGCCUUCUAAAUCUGGCCCGCGGAUGGUCUGGGAAUCAGCAUGUUUUCACAUGAGUAGAAUGUGUGCUUUGAUUUAAAAUGCAUCUCUGGGUUAUUCGUGAGGCAUAGGAAUCCAUUCAUAUAUAUUUUUUCAAAAUAUAGUCCGGCCCCCCACCAGGUCUGAGGGACAGUGGACCGGCCCCCUGCUUAAAAAGUUUGCUGACCCCUGGCCUAGGGGUAGGUGAGCCCAGCCCACGGGGAAAGGUUUGCCUGGCAGCUAGCUGCUCGCCUGCCCUUCUCACAGGGACGCCUCUUUUGUCCUCUCCUGUUUGGGUUCUUCCUUGAGGCGCCCUUCUUCUUCCUCUUCUGCUGAUUCCAGGGUGCAUCCCUUUACAGUAGCCCCAGCAGGACUGGGGGUGGGCAGGCCCCCUUGUGACUUUGCGGCAGGCAUCCUUGCAGCCGGGCAGAUGGGCUGCGCUGUGUGUGGUUGAGCCAGGCAAGUGACUUUCCUUCCUUCCCACUUGGCUGCUGGCCCUGUUCCUUUGGGAUCCCCCCCCCGGCUGCUGGCCUUGGCAAGGGACAGCGGCUGGCCAAGCUCCCUCGCCACUGUGUCCGUCUUGUAAAUCCAAGUGCGCCUGGAGUCAGCCAAGGCUUUCUGUGAAUGACCACAGAGCGACAAGCCUGGCGGCCGGCCGUCUCCCGGUGGAUCUGGAGCACAGAGGGUUCCACGUUUGACCGGGGAAGGAGGGGAGCGUGCCUGGCUUUGCCCCCACACUUCCAGAAGCCCACAGCCUAGGAAGCUGCUGUCACAUUGCUUGCCUGUGAUUCCUCAGCCUUGACACAACCACGUUCCCCUUGAAGAAGAGGCUGUACCAGCAGCACAGACCUCCUAGGAGGCUUCUAGCUCCAGAAUCCUACAGCAUCCUUAAUCUUUGCACCGUUAACACAUCACCCCAAUCUCUGAGAGGCACCGGGGGUUCAAGGCGAUUACCAGGGUUUGGUUUCUGUGGAGUGGAGGUCAGCGGAGCCUGUGGUGUCAUAAUAAUAAUAAUAAUAAUAAUGAUAAUAAUAAUAAUAAUAAUAUUAUAAUAUAUUUAUACCCCACCCAUCUGGCUGGGUUUCCCCAGCCACUCUGGGUGGCUCCCAACCGAAUAUUAAAAAUACGAUACAGCAUUAAACAUUAAAAACUUCCCUAAACAGGGCUGUCUUCAGAUACAGUGAACGCUCGGGUUGUGAACGUGAUCCGUGCGGGAUGCGAGUUCGCAACCUGCAGCGUUCGCAACCCGCGGGUUGCGAUUUGGCGCUUCUGCGCAUGUGCAAAGCGCAAUUUAGCGCUUCUGCACAUGCGCAACCGCUAAAACCUGGAAGUUCCUUACUUCUGGGUUUCAGCGGUCCACAACUCGAAAAAAACGCAACCUGAAGCAUCUGUAACCCGAGGUAUGACUGUAUAUGGCUUUAGGAUAUAAUAAUAAUAAUAAUAAAUUUUAUUUAUAUCCCACCCUCCCCAGCCGAAGCCGGGCUCAGGGCGGCUAACAACAAUAAAAUAGUACAACAUACCAAAAUAAUUCAUUAUAAAAUUAACUCAAAUCAAACUGAUGGCAACCACUAGGCCAGAGCUCUGCGAAGAUUGCCAAAGGAGGGAGUCAGGCUGCGCCUGGGCAAAGGCCUGGUGGAACAGCUCUUUCUUGCAGGCCCUGCGGAAAGAUGUCAAGUCCCGCAGGGCCUUGACUUUAUUGAUAUGGCUUUAUUUGCACAUAUAUUCAACCUGAGCCUUGCAGCCUUAACACCCGACCAUCUCUUGUUUCCCUGUUAGUUGCGACUUUGGAUCCCGUGCGGAGCAAACAGGUCUCUGUGUCGCCAGCUUCCAACUCAGCUCAAACACCAGUCAGGCUAAGGUCCUCCUACCUGGCAGACAGGUGAGGGGGCUGGAGGAAAGGCCCACCCCUUAGCCUGGAGGGCCCCCUCACUUAGGGGCAGCAUUUGCAGCCUGGCUCCUCCUUUUGGGAUGUUGAUGGAGACACCUGAGUGGCCAGCUAAGGUUACCAUCUUACAAAGAAGCUUGUCUGACCAGUUCAACAAUAGACUAUUCUAUCAUAACCCUCACGGAGUAAAAGACCCCAAGAAUUGGAAAGGACUCAGGGCAUCAUCCAGACUGGCUCCCCCAAACCCAUAAUAGUAUCUUGGCUCACUUCCAAGCCUGCCAGAGCCUUGUUCUGACCUCUUAGGCAGUUCUUCCUGAUGUUGGAGCCUGACGAUAAGGGCUGUUCGACAGAGGAACAGUCUUGGGAGAUGGUUUUUAAGCAGAAAUUGGAUGGCCAUCUGUCAUGGAUGCUUCAGCUGAGAUUCCUGCAUUGCAGGGGGUUGGACUGGAUGACCCUCGGGGUCCCUUCCAACCCUACAAUUCUAGGAAGUGGGUGUGACUGUAGUGGAGCAUCUGUGUAGGAUUCAGUGUGGCAGCCAAGUGGUUGUGUGGGGUUGGUGCUGUGUGCGACAACAGCAGCUCGAAUUUUAUUAGCUCAGAGAUGGAAAUGCCAAAGAUGGAACAGGGGCAAGAAAAAUGGAUGGAAUGUGCCGAAAUGGCGAAGCUGACUGAAAGACUUAAAGAUAAGGACAAGAGAGACUUCAAAAAAGUUUGGGAACCUUUCACAGUGGACGCUCAGGUUGCAAACGUGAUCCGUGCAGGAUGCACAUUUGCAACCUGCAGCAGCGCGUCUGCGCAUGCGCGGGUUGAGAUCCGGUGCUUCUGCGCUUGCGCAAAGUGCGAUUUAGCGCUUCUGCGCAUGUGCAACCGCCGAAACCCGGAAAUAACUCGUUCCUGUACUUCCGGGUUUCGGCGGGUGCGCAACCCGAUAAAACGCAACCUGAAGCGGCUGUAACCUGAGGCGUGACUGUAUGAUGUAUAUACAGAAACAAUGUGGCGAAAUGGACUCACUUGCAGGAUUUGACUAAGAUGCUUACAAUUAAUAGACAUAAACAGAAAACAUAAAUCUGAGGUUAAAAUGUUAAGAAUAGAAUAAUAAGGUAUAAUUUCAAUUUCAGUAUAUAAGGGAUUUGACAUUACAAGCAGAAGAAAUGAAUAUGUUAUAAAUCAGAAAGGGAAGUUUGGGGAAGUCGCCCGGGGGGGGGGCAGGAAUUGAAAACGUAAUUUGUGAUUCUUUUUAUUAGCAGUGAUUAUGUUAAAAUUUGUUGCAAAAUCUUAAUAAAAAUAUAUUUUUUAAAAAAAUACAGUGUAAAAGGCACCAGCCCCUGUGCCAGAGGAGCUCAGGAAUUGUGGGUGGGGUCAUGAGCCACCGUUGUGGUGAAGACGUUUCACAACCGGGCCUGCUCUUUGCCAGAGGGUGCACAUGCGCAUUCAGCCCUCUGGGCAUUCCGGGCAAAGCAGUCUCUUCCGUAGAUUUAAAUGAAUGCAAAAUGCAAAACCUGGGUUUCAAGUGCCAUUUGCAGAAUCAACCAUGGAUGGCCUGACUAGUUUUGCAGCUUCUUUCGUCGUUGACACUGCAAAUGCUGUUUUGUAAGCAUUCUAUUCAAUCUUUACUGUAUUUAAAUAAUCAGUGGCUUGGUAUAUGAAAUGCAGGGUUUAAACGCCCAUUCUAGAGCAAAAACUUCCCAAGGGUGGUUGUUAUAUUACAGCCAACAACAUUUCUCUCUUGUAUUUUCUUCAAUAUAAUUUUAUAGACUCUAGGUGCAAGCCACUGUUUACCAUAGCAUUUUGUCUGGACCUGGGGCUCCUGGCUUGUCUCGCUCUAGAGGGGCUAUUGACUAUAGAUAUGGUUUGUUCUUGGUUUCCCACUUGUGGUUUGUGAAACAAGCUGGGUUCAGACCUAAUGCCAAGCCGAACCGUGGUUCAACUCACAGCUGUGCAGUGACAGCAGAGCUGCAAGGAGCACAAAGUGAUUGCAACCUGGUUGCCUUUGUGUUAGGUGCCGAUCCGCUCACUGGGAAACCAAAAUAAGUGAUAGUCCCACUCUAUUCUGCCUCGGUCAGGCUCACCUGGAGUCAGGGCCGGAUUCAGGUUUGAUGAGGCCCUCAGCUCCUGAAGGUCAUAGGGCCCUUUAUAUGUCCAGCUGUCCUUUGUCAACAACAAACUGUCACUGUUUUUGUGUGUUGAAUAUGUGCUCUAUGGCAAUUGAUGGACCUAAUAGGUAUCUCAAGUCAUUUGCACGUAACAGAAUGUGUCUUUUAUCAAAGUAACUGUUGAACUGAAAUACAGUUAAGAAGAAGUAUAUUAAUAGUGAAAUACUAUUAAGAAGUUUACACCAGUCCAUGCAGAAUGUAGGCACCCUAUAUAUAGAAAGGAGCAAACUAGUGAUAUUUGAGGGAGCAGGCUAGCAGGCGGGGCCCAUGACUUACAUCAUAGGAGCCUACACAACAUAUUUGUUUUUUAUCUUAUAUUUUGGAAAUGUACAUCCAAGUUUCUUUUUCUUUAAAUUUUUUUUGGGGGCCCCCAAGAGAGUGGGGCCUUGAGCUAUAGCUUGUUUAGCUUAUACGUAAAUCCAGCACUGCCUGGAGUCCUGUGUCCAAUUCUGGGCGCCACAAUUUAAGAAGGAUGUUGACAAGCUGGAAGGCGGGCAGAGGAGGGCGACCAAGAUGACACAGGGUCUGGAAACUGAGCCUGAUGAGGAACGGUUGAGGGCUUUGGGGAUGUUUAGCCUGGAGAAGAGAAAACAGAGAGGUGAUCUGAUAGCUACCCUCCAAUACCUGAAGGUCUCCACCGGGGGAGAUGCAGCCACUUGCUUUCUGCUCUUCCAGAGCUGUUUGACAGUGGAACAGACUCCCGUGGAAAGUGGUAGACUCUCCUUCGUUGGAGGCUUUUAGGAAGUUUGGGUGGCCAUCUGCUAGGGAUUCUUUCGCUGUGCUUUCUUCAUGGAUGGGGUUUGGACUAGAUGACCUUUGAGGUAUCCUUCUGUUACGGAAAAAUCUAGGUGCAAAGCUCCUCAGUCCCCCAGCUGGUCGGGCAUAGCCCGCGGGUCCCUGUGGAAUAAAGGAAGGAUUCCAGCCAACUGGAGCAAAUAGCUGUAGACGAAAGUUUAUUGCGCAAUAGGUUCAAAGAGCAAAUUUUGAACCCCGAAGAUGGGGUGACAAGGACUUUUAAAACUUCCCCACCACAUCCCAGAAUACAGUUCGAAGGGGAGGGGUUAACCUUGGCAAACGUAUCCAGACAAGUCCUUGGUACAAGAUUAGCAUAAGCAGACAUGGCAGGGCAAGACUCAGGUAUAAGAUGACUCAGGUAUAAGAUCAAGGGAAGUAAUAGUGCCACUGUAUUCUGCUCUGGUCAGACCUCACCUGGAGUACUGUGUCCAGUUCUGGGCACCACAGUUCAAGAAGGACACUGACAAACUGGAACGUGUCCAGAGGAGGGCAACCAAAAUGGUCAAAGGCCUGGAAACGAUGCCUUAUGAGGAACGGCUAAGGGAGCUGGGCAUGUUUAGCCUGGAGAAGAGGAGGUUAAGGGGUGAUAUGAUAGCCAUGUUCAAAUAUAGAAAAGGAUGUCACAUAGAGGAGGGAGAAAGGUUGUUUUCUGCUGCUCCAGAGAAGCGGACACGGAGCAAUGGAUCCAAACUACAAGAAAGAAGAUUCCACCUCAACAUUAGGAAGAACUUCCUGACAGUAAGAGCUGUUCGACAGUGGAAUUUGCUGCCAAGGAGUGUGGUGGAGUCUCCUUCUUUGGAGGUCUUUAAGCAGAGGCUUGACAACCAUAUGUCAGGAGUGCUCUGAUGGUGUUUCCUGCUUGGCAGGGGGUUGGACUCGAUGGCCCUGGUGGUCUCUUCCAACUCUAUGAUUCUAUGAGCAUAGACAAAUAUGUCUUAAGUACCCACCACCCAAAAGUACAAUAGAAGUUCCUUUGCAUGUCUGGAGCCUGAGGCGAGUCAGGUGAUGAGAUUUGGCUUCCUUUGGCUAACAAUGAGCCCAGCAAUUGUCACCUCUGGGAACUUCCUGGAGUCCUUUUUCAAGGGGAAAAUAGCUUUGGAAUGGAGGAAACUGGGAAAGGAGAUGAUUUUAUAUUAUUUUUAAAGCUAGGUAACUUCCCUGAGCUGUCAAGUUGAAAGGAUACAUUCAGGAAUAAUAUUUGUAAUAUUUAAUUUAAUGAUGUGCUCCCCCCCGUAAUUCCCGUAACACCUUUGAACUCUACAAUUCUAUUCGUCUAUGACUCCCUGCUUUAGGCCUCUUUCUUCUAAGAUGUGACCGCUUGGUUUGGGAUGCAGUUCCUGCAGACGUCUCUUCCUGGAGCAGCUUUGACCCUCCUUCCCUUCCCUCUCUAAGGGACCUGGCCUUCCAUUAGACUUCAAAACUGCAGGCAGCUUCUCUCUUUUUAUACUUUUCAUUCUUUUCCGUUGCGUCUGGUGGUGUAUUCUUCUUCUUAAAAAUGGAUUUAUAAAUAAGUGUUGAUGCAGACCUUUCAUUUACCAGCCAGCAUCUUUAGGAAAUGUCAAAGCGUUUUGCUUUGAUUGCUGAACUUCUAAAAUAAAGAACCCUGAGGGUGCGAGAGGCAAGCGCUCCCCACAUGCAGAAACAUACCGUACUUUUCCUUGUAUAAUACUAAGGUUUUUUUUAACUAAAAAAUAAUGUUAAAAAGGGGGGUAGUCUUAUACACGGGGGCAAUCUCCCCCCAUUUUCUGAAUUUUGACUCUCCCAAAAUAGGGGGCGUCUUAUACACGGGGGCGUGUUAUUCACAGAAAAAUAUGGUAUAUAUUUUUACAGCAAUGUUGUCUAAUCCCAGGGGAGGCUUGCCCUCUAGUGGCCGCCCCAAGUACUGCAGACUCCCCCCUUUUAUUUUAGCAGGGUUUCUAUGUGGUCUUGAAACUCUUGCUAAAGUUAUGCAGAGUACUGUUCCGAGUAGUUCUGCUGGAGGAGAGGAAAGUGCUCUUGGGCAUCAUGAACAUCUGGAUCGCCACUGUGAGAAGAGGCCUGAUUCAUCAGGCUUUCCUUGUUUUUACACACAGACUUUAAAAAAAUGUAAGUACGGAUAAGGCGACUGGGCAGCCUUCCUUUGUUAUGGAUAUUGUGGCACAGAAUGACUGGCUGAUGUUGCUUCAAUGGGAGCAAAUGGCUGGAGACAAUGUGCUGGAGAUCUGUCCUGAGUAUAUUGAACAGAGGAGCAGAGCUUUAGAAGGAGAUGUACUCCCUGCCCCAUUCCACUUAGGGCUUGUUGUUGUUUAGUCGUGUCCGCCUCUUUGUGACCCCCUGGACCAGAGCAUGCCAGGCACUCCUGUCUUCCACUGCCUCCCGCAGUUUGGUCAAACUCAUGCUGGUCGCUUCGAGAACACUGUCCCACCAUCUCGUCCUUUGCUGUCCCCUUCUCCUUGCGCCCUCCAUCUUUCCCAACAUCAGGGUCUUUUCCAGGGAGUCUUCUCUUCUCAUGAGGUGGCCAAAGUCUUGGAGCCUCAGCUUCAGGAUCUGUCCUUCCAGUGAGCACUCAGGGCUGAUUUCCUUCAGAAUGGAUAGGUUUGAUCUUCUUGCAGUCCAUGGGACUCUCAAGAGUCUCCUCCAGCACCAGAAUUCAAAAGCAUCCAUUCUUCAGCGAUCAGCCUUCUUGAUGGUCCAGCUCUCACUUCCAUACAUCACUACUGGGAAAACCAUAGCUUUUACUAGACGGACCUUUGUUGGCAAGGUGAUGUCUCUGCUUUUUAAGAUGCUGUCUAGGUUUGUCAUUGCUUUUCUCCCAAGGAGCAGGCGUCUUUUAAUUUUGUGACUGCUGUCACCAUCUGCAGUGAUCAUGGAGCCCAAGAAAGUAAACCAGGGCAGGGGUGCCUAAACGUUUUUCAGAGGGCCAGAUUUGAUGAAGUGAAUGUGCAUGAAGUUGUUGAGCUUUUUUGGGGGGGAUUUAGGGGGAGAGUCCUUGAUGUAACUUGUGCAGGUGUUUGGAUACACAUUGCAGAGGCAGAGAAUUGACCGUGGAGCCUUCUUCCCCCAUGCCUGCAUUUCUGCAGUAAAACAUUUACAAAUAAACCCAAUGUAGUACUGCAAAAUCCCACAAGUCUCCAGAACACUCUCUUCCUCCUAAAGGGAGCCAGACCCGGGUCUUAAUGUCCCAGGAACUUCCCACUACUUGGGAGCAGCACAGAAGCAGCAGCUGCCAGGGCUCAUUCACCCAUGGGGGCUGGUGGCAGCUCAGCAGCCAGGAGAUGAGACUGGCCAGAAACAAGCCUUGCACACUGUUAAGUCAGGUAACUUUCCCGUUGAAAGAUGCAGCUUGAUAGAACCAUUGGCAACGAAUAACUCCUUUUGUUUUUAGAGGGAAGCACUUCAACUCUCAGAUAUGUUUCUGUGCUCCUGCAAUUUCAGAAAGUGUUUCAUGUUAAUACAUAGAUUAUAGGUUUGAUAAAGGUAAAGGGGACCCCUGACCAUUAGGUCCAGUUACGGACGACUCUGGGGUUGCAGCGCUCAUCUCGCUUUAUUGGCCGAGGGAGCCAGCGUACAGCUUCCGGGUCAUGUGGCCAGCAUGACUAAGCCGCUUCUGGCGAACCAGAGCAGCGCACGGAAACGCCAUUUACCUUCCCGCCGGAGUGGUACCUAUUUAUCUACUUGCACUUUGACGUGCUUUCGAACUGCUAGGUUGGCAGGAGCAGGGACUGAGCAACGGGAGCUCACCCCGUCAUGGGGAUUCGAACCACCGACCUUCUGAUCGGCAAGUCCUAGGCUCUGUAGCACAGCGCCACCCGCAUCCCUUAUUGGUUUGAUAUUUUAAUAUUAAUUUCUAGCCGCCAUUCUAAUGCAGAGUGAGGAGCAGAAGGAGCAGGUUCAUUUCAUCAAGUUUCAAAAGUUCACUUAUAAAAUAAAAGUUCACAUUGCAGGGGGUUGGAGACCCUGCAAUUCUGUUUUCUCUCUCACACUUUUGGCUGAUGCGCCUUCUAGCUCGGGCUAAGAUGUCAGGAGUGGGUCUUGCUUAUUUAUUUAUUUUAUUACAACAACAACAAUAAUAAUAAUAAUUUAUUAUUUAUACUCCGCCCAUCUGGCUGAGUCUCCCCAGCCACUCUGGGCAUACACUCUGGGUGUACAUUUAAUUAUAUUAUAAUUUUAUUUAUUACAUUGUAAACAUUGCAUUUAUCACAGGAGCCCGACUGCUCUCCCUCCUCUUGCAAGGGACUAGUGCCCUUUUUAUUCCAGGGGGUACUCAAGGGUGUGCAGUACCGGCACCUCUUUUGGUGUUGCCCAAAAGUGUGGCCCAGAGUACCAGCACCUCUGCUCUUAACCACAGUUAAUGCUAAGAGGGAUUGCAAGCUUUUGGAAAGCGUCCAGCUCUGCUUUCAAGUCCUGGCUAAGACAGGGAACCUCGGUCAGGAGCAACACUGGCUCGGGCCGUGCAGAAGUUUGCUCCGUAGUUAAGGCUCUUGCAGGAAGGUGAUCGUGGGAAGCCGAUUCCAUUGCAGGCAGGAUCCCGGUCAAGGGAAUAUUUGCCUGGCGAUCGAGGCUCUGGACUUGCCCUAAUCCCAUGAAUGUUUCUGCCUGCCUGGCUCUGCCACUCGCUUCUUUGGGUCUCCUGCGUUUGGGUACCGAACUGAAUCCUCUCGUGUCCAAUCCCUGCAGAACCUCCUUUUCCUUGGUCAGUGCAGAAUGUAAAUCGGACUCUUGGCACCACCAUCUGGCUGAAAACGGAAGGGCGGCUGCCGAUCCCUGCCUCGGACCGCACCUGGUAGCCGUGACUUGCAGGUUUCUGAAGUUUAGGGAUGGCCGUUUGCGAGGCUCUAGGAUCUGUAAGAAUGCCCUUUUGUUAGGGUUUUUGCUGGGUCUCGUUGAGAUCAGGCGUUUAACAACUGGCUUGCUGGACGAGAGACAGGAGACAGCGGUGGCAGCAAGCAUGGUUGGCAUCUGUCUCAGGAGACAAUGGAGGAAAGAAGGGAAACUAUUGGAAGUUUGCAGCGCCUGCUGUGGCCAUAGAGACCAAUGCGGGAGAGACAUGUUUUGUUGCAGCCGGGGCAGAGGAAGGUGUCCAGUGGGGCUUUUGCAGAUGCCCCGUGGCAUUUCUCCUCUCUGUUCCCCUUUAAUCAGUGGUUUUGUUUAAAGAAGGGACUGUACACUCAGGAGGAGAUUUAAGGGGACAGCCCUUUAGAUAUUUGAAGAUGGCUCUCGUAUCUCUUCUCAGUCUCUGCCUUUCCAGGCUAAAUAUACCCAACUCCUUCGACUGUUCCUCAUCAGGCAUUGUUUCCAGGCCCUUGAUCAUCUUACUUGCCCUCCUCUGCACACCUUAAAAGAUAAAAGGAAGGUCUUCUUCAUGCAUCACAUAGUUAGAUGGUGGAACUCAUUCCUGCAGGAGGCAGCGAUGAUCUCCAACGUGGGUGGCUGAAGGCUGGAGAAAUUUAUGGAGGAUCAAAGUCUAUGAAAGGCUACUAGCCGUGCUGGCUAUGCUCUGAAGACAGGAAUGCUGUCCUAGAUGGACCAUUGGCCGGAUCCAGCGGCCUCUUCUUAUGUUCUUAUAGAAUCACAGAAUGGUAGAGUUUGAAGAGACCCAGAGAGUCACCUAGUCCAACUUCCUGCAGUGCAGAAAUCAUAGCCAUGUUCUUUCAACAUUUAUUUUGGACUCACAGCUGUCCAUGGAGGCGCAGGUUAAUUCUGUGUCCAGGGCGGCUGUCUAUCUGGGACACAGGAUGAGGCCCUCCCUGCCCACAGACUGUCUGGCCAGAGUGGCGCAUGCUCUGGUUAUCUCCCCCUUGGACUACUGCAAUGCGCUCUACGUGGGGCUACCUUUGAAGGUGACCCGGAAACUGCAAUUAAUCCAGAAUGCGGCAGCUAGACUGGUGACUGGGAGCGGCCGCCGAGACCACAUAACACCGGUCUUGAAAGACCUGCAUUGGCUCCCAGUACGUUUCUGAGCACAAUUCAAAGUGUUGGUGCUGACCUUGAAAGCCCUAAAUGGCCUCAGCCCAGUAUACCUGAAGGAGCGUCUCCACCCCCACUGUUCUGCCCGGACACUGAGAUCCAGCGGUGAGGGCCUUCUGGUGGUUCCUUCACUGCAAGAAGCAAAGCUACAGGGAACCAGGCAGAGGGCCUUCUCGGUGGUGGCGCCCACCCUGUGGAACACCCUCCCAUUAGAUGUCAAGGAAAUAAGCAGCUAUCUUUAAAAGACAUCUGAAGGCAGCCCUGCUUAGGGAGAUUUUAAUGUUUGAUGUAAUGCUGUAUUGUUUUUUACAUUUGAUUGGGAGCCACCCAAAGUGACUGGGGAAACUCAGCCAGAUGGGCGGGGUAUAAAUAAAAUUAUUUAUUUAUUUAUUUAUUUAUUUGUUUGUUUGUUUGUUUGUUUGUUUAUUUAUUUAUUUAUUUGUAUAUCUAUCCUGCCUUUCCUCCCAGCCUCCUUUCUAAAUUUCAUCAUCAUGUUUGCCAGGGCUGCUGUGAAUUGUAGUUCAGCGCCUGGGGAGGUCCGGAUGCUCCCCACACCUACUGCAGUGCAAAAACCACCCUUUGGAGCUGGGCCCUGGGGGGCCUGCAGAAGCUGCCCACCCACCCUGCGUGGCAUCAGGGCCAGCCAGCCAAGCCUCCUCCUGGGCAUCUAGGGGCCUGGGCACGCCAUCCUUUGGUGUGGCACCGUUGCACCGGCACAGGAGAUUCAUGGCUGGUUGGUGGCACAUGGCUACGGCCGUGCUUCCCUGCUGACGCUCCUGCCUCCUGUCCCCAGGUGCCCUUUUCCCCAUCUGUGUCUCGUUUUGAAACUUGCUCAGCCCCUUGCGCUGCUGUGAGUGGAGCAGAACGCACACCCCUUUCCUCUCCCCGGAUCACGGACUGUAGGAUCAGCUUGUUAAUGAGGAAUUUGAAGAGCCGUGCAAAAUGCUCCCUGCGCACCUGUGAUCUCUCUCUGCAGCAGGAGAUAAGCUCAUUGUGCUGCCUUCAGCAUCUCUGAGAAUGAGGCCUUUCUCAGGUUCAGCGUUUGAGCAGGUAGGCUGUCGCCUGGUGAGGAAACUGGGGUGGCCCUUUCUCUGGGAGGGUGGAGGUACACGAUGGCACCCUUUGGGCCGAUCAGUCAGCAGUUGCUGAGUGGCAUAGUCAAGACCUGCAUUUUACCAGCUUCUUUACAGAGUAUUAUGAACGCCUUGUCAAAUGCUGCUGCUGAAUCAGGUAGGCUACAUCACUCGUUCCCUUCAUCUACCGGGCUUGUAAUUCUGUCAAGAACAGUCUGACAUGACUUAUUUUCGAAAUCCAUGCUGACUAUUAGUGAUCACCUUCCUAAGGUACUCCUGACUUUGUUGUAAUGAUCUGUAAAAAAUAUUCUGUGUGGACAUGUCAGACUGUUUAGAGGCAGUAAUUGGGACAUCUCUUCCUUUUUUGAAGGUAGGACGGCAUUUGCCUCACUUCCAGUCUGGAGACUCGCCUGAUGGUCUCAAGAUGACCUUGUGGUUUCUGGUCACCUCUGCCAGUUCUUUGCCUUCUUGCGAUGCAGUUCCCUCUGGCCUGGAAGACAGUAUCCUGGAAACUAGCCAGCUAUUCUUGUACUUAGCCUCUCCUUGGUGUCUGGGCUGUCUUCUAGCUGAAUCAUUUGCUCCAAACCAGGCAUUCUUUCCUUUAUCGGAGAGACUGUGAACUUGAAGAACGAGGAGUUCAGCUCUUUCUGUGUCCUAUUUGCAUUUCUGCAUCUUCUCACAAGUGACCCCAUCUCACUGUUCUUCCUUUGCCUGACAUACCCAUAAAAAACCUUUUUGAUAGCAACCUCUCUAGCAAGCCUGAGUUCAUUCUGUGCUGCUUUUCUGGCUGUGUCUACGCAUUAGCUGGCUAUUUGUUUGAAUUCCUCUUUGAUGGUUUCCCCUUUCCAUUUUGUACGCAUCCUUUUUAAUCUUAACUCAGUUAAAGAAGUUCUUGGGCGGCCGCCACAGCCUGGCAUAGGCACCUUCCUGUUUCUGUCUCAUUGGUGUGCCUGAGUGUCUUUAUAUCUCCUGUAACAAACUCCCAGCCAUCAUGACUCACUACCUGUAUAUCAUGGGAUCGCAGCUACAAGUUUUAUGAAGUCAGCUCAUGGGUCAGAGUGAGUCUGAGCAAUAGCGGCUGCCUUUCGCUGUAUGUGAAGCCGGAAGGCAUGAUGCUGAAAAACCAGCUACUUGCUAACAGAUUAAAUCAACAUUGGUUAGGACCAGUCUAUGGCUGUUCCUGUUUGCUUCUCCCUUUCUGGACAAUGAGGUGUCUACAGGAGCUAGUGAAAGUCUGUUUGACCUUGUAUCUUAUUUGAGUUUGACAUCAACAGAUAUCGGGUGGUGAAGUCUAUUAUACUAUCUCCUUCCUUUGCAUGCUUGGCACCAUCUGUUCAGAGAGGCAUCAUCUAACAAUCCUCCAUUUGUGGAUCUGUAAAUACGCAAUGGUCUGUUAUUCUUCUCUCCUUCUCAUACAACUAGGUUCUAGGCGCGGAUGCUCGCUGGCUAUACACAUCAUAAUACUCCUCCUCACUCAACCUGUGCAGUCUCCGACCUGCAGGGUGGUGUAGUCCCCGAUAUUACAUUCAGUCAUGCUAUCCCACCCGAACCGUGACCUAUUAUAUAAUCAUAUUUAGUUACAACAUUGCCAAACAAAAUGUCUUUAUUUCCCGUAGCUGCGUGUCUUGCAGACAGAGUCCGUGUCGACCGUGACUCUUAUUUGGGUUUCCUCCGCCGCAGUGCAGGUGCUGUUUAGCCAUUUGGAUGAUCAUCUUCGUCAGUGAUAGACUCUACAUCGGAACAGCGCCUCCGUGUCCGGUGAAGCUAUGCGUGGUUUCUGGGCACGGCAGCCUUCAUCUGGCCGUGAAGUGCGGCCAUCCUUGCCAAUCAUCUUCAGAAGGCUUUGCAGUCACGUCUAAGAAUCCCAGGCGAACCACUGUUACACCAUUUAGCGAAGCCAUUUGUUCACUCACUAUUUUCCUAUACUCCCAGACUAUAGGCUGGAGACAGAUGGAUCACAGUGUGCAUUUAGUGCUUGCUUACUCCAGGGGUGUUAUUAUUUCCUGACUCUAGACUCCCUAGCCCAGAGUUGGAAGGGACCCCAAAGGUCAUCCAGUCCAACCCCCCCCACAAUACAGUGUUGGGAUGCUUCCGGGGAGACGGGGGCAUUUGGUAGGCCCCCCAGCUGGCUCCAGCCAGUGGCCGGCAGCCGGGCAAACUCUGGUUCUUGGAACAGCAUCAAUCAGCGAUCAAGCCUCCAAAACUUUCAGAAUUUGAGCACGCUCUUAUCAGCAGAGUGAAUCAAUCUUCUCACAACGGAAGAGGUGGACAGAGACAUGUGUAAGCUUAUUUACAGGGGUUUAUUCAGCAGGGAUGUGGGCGGUGCUGUGGGUUAAACCACAGAGCCUAGGACUUGCCAAUCAGAAGGUCGGUGGUUCGAAUCCCCGCGACGGGGUGAGCUCCCUUUGCUCGGUCCCUGCUCCUGCCAACCUAGCAGUUCGAAAGCACGUCAAAGUGCAAGUAGAUAAAUAGGUACCACUGGUGGGAAGGUAAAUGGUGUUUCCGUGCGCUGCUCUGGUUCGCCAGAAGCGGCUUAGUCAUGCUAGCCACAUGACCCGGAAGCUGCACGCCGGCGCCCUCGGCCAGUAAAGCGAGAUGAGCGCCGCAACCCCAGAGUCGUUCACGACUGGACCUAAUGGUCAGGGGUCCCUUUACCUUCCCUUAACCUUUCAUCAGCAUAGUUCAGGAACAAAGGGAAAAACAUGUCUGCUUCCCUUCGUGUCCAAGCAAACAGCAGUACAGCAAAAGCAAUAUACAGCGGAAGUUUCCAGCAGACUGUGCUGGAAGUUAACAGACAUGCGACAUACAACAACUCGACAAGCCUGUUCUGAAGGUGGAAUGGAACUAUAUCCCAACAUACAGGAAUUGCAACUGAAGCUUCCAUGAGAGAGGGCCACCCAAGCUCUGCUUAAAACCCUCCAAGGACCGCAAGCCUGGAUUCUUCUGUCACCCCAUUUCAGUCUCCCAAGUGGUGCGAGUCCAGGGGUUCCUUUGCUUAUUUGGGGUUCGGUUUCUUGGCAUGAAGGUUAGGGGAGACCAUGGUGUUUUUAGGGUAUAUGGUCCUAUUUGCACGUAUGUGCAACCUGAGCACGAUAGCGGAGGGGCUCACAGCGUCAGCACCCCCAAAAUUGGCCGGGACUCAGGGCAUCAUCCAGACUGCCCCCCCCAAAAAAACCCCAAUGUUAUUAUCGAUGACCAUGCAUUUUGAAAACCUAAACCAUACGAUUAUAAAGUUUGGAACAAACUCCCAAGGCAGCCAGCAAUAAAUAUUAUUACAGAGUGGGGAAAGCAAAACCCUUAAAAUAUCACAGAUUAAAUUCCAGGCCCCCUCAGAAUGGAAGAAAGGAAAAAAGCUGCCUCAGCAGCGGAAAGUAAUAAAGCACCAAGUAAAACUGUCUGUGCAGAAGUUUUCCACAGAUAAAAAGCAGGCUGCUGUUCUUUGGCAAUUUUAAUAGUGCGAGUUUUGUCAGUUCCUCUGGUGGGGGGGUGUGUCGGUGGGCUUGUGUCGGCUGCUGGGAGGCUCCUCAAAAGAGAUGGAGGCCUGCAAGGGAUGGAUAUUCAGGAUGAGACCCGGCUGUUUCCAGGGCCUGAGGCCGUGUGUUUGGCCUCUGCUCCAUUAAAGGAUCACUGGGAUUUUGUCUCUGGCUGGGACAUGCCUGCUACUGGAUGAUGAUGAUGAUGAUUGCAUUAAUUACCCCCCCCCAUCUUUUCCUGAGGAGCUCAAGGUGGUAACAUGGCUGUUCCCCUCCUCACUUUAUCCUCACAAGAACCCUGUGAGGAAGGUUUGGCUGAGAGGCAGCGAUUAGCUUCCAAGGGCACCCAGUGAGCUCCAUGGCUGGGUGCGGAUUCGAACCCUGGUCCUUCUCCCAGGUCCUUCUCUGACACUCUAACCACUAUUCCACACUGCCUCUUAUCUAUCUAUCCACGCCUUUUCUGCCCCAAAGUGGUAUUAAACAGCGUAUUAAAACAAUAUAUACUGUAGAGCACAGUUAAAUGUCUUAAAUCAGUCAGAAGGCAAAACAGUUGCAGCCAGUUGGAAGCCUUCCUGAGCUUCCAGGAUCACUGAGCGGGGCUUUUACCAGCCCCUAAAUCCCUCAGGGUUUAGGCACUAGAAACCUGCGUAGACGGUGAGAAAAGCAAAGAAAGCUGACCCCCGGCAAGAAGAAUUAAGGGCCUGGAGAUUUUCUAAGCGUGCCUAAAGGUAAAGGGACCCCUGACCAUUAGGUCCAGUCGUGAACGACUCUGGGGUUGCGGCGCUCAUCUUGCUUUACUGGCUGAGGGAGCCGGCAUACAGCUUCCGGGUCAUGUGGCCAGCAUGACUAAGCCGCUUCUGGCGAACCAGAGCAGCGCACGGAAACGCCGUUUACCUUCCCGCUGGAGCAGUACCUAUUUAUCUACUUGCACUUUGACGUGCUUUCGAACUGCUAGGUUAGCAGGAGCAGGGACCGAGCAAAGGGAGCUCACCCCGUCGCGGGGAUUCGAACCGCCGACCCAAGGCUCAGUGGUUUAGACCACAGUGCCACCCGCGUCUCCCAUGUUUAUGUUUAAAUUUCUAUCUAGCAUAGCACUUAUGCAGUCAGGCCAUCUGAUUCUGAACACUUAGAAAGAGACACAAAAAUCUUAGGAAAGUUUAAAAUCUCUCUUCUCCCCCCCCCAACCCCCUUGGGGUGUUGUUCAGAGAGGAAGCCACAAGAUGGCGCUGAGGGGUUUGCGAAUCAGACCCCAAUGGGGGAUUUCUGCUUCUGUGCCGCACACUCCAUACGGAAGUGGUUUUCCUUCUAUGCUUCCAAGGUGUUCGACUGCAAUGCUCCCAUAAUGCUUGGCUUUCCCAUGAAUGCCUCACCUGGAAAUGCGUCAGUUUGGCUUGGGGACAGAAGUAGAAAGAAGGAUCUGCCAUGAUGUUUGACCUUUUCCUGUUAGGCAAAGAUCAUGAGACGACCCGGAUGGUCACCAGAUUCUGUGUACAGAUCUGUAGGCGCAGACCAUCCCCUGACCCAAACUAGUUCGUUAAGAAAAUCUCCAAACUCGGUUCCAUGGGUGACUCUGGGUCAUCUCUCUGCGGUAGCUUAUCUUAAAGUUUUAGGUGUCUAUACGCUUAUCGCAUUUAUAAAUUUUAAAUUUACUGUUGUACAUUGUUUUAAAUGUUUGUUUUCCUUCUGGGAUUGUACCCCAAGUGUGUUUUAUAAGCUGGUCUCCGACCGUAAUAAAUUAUGUAAUCUAAUCUGCCAUGAUGCUGGCAAGAGGGGGAAACGAGCAACUGCCUUCAUUGGGAAGAGUUUUUUGGGGGUGGGUGUAUAACAGGGGCCAGCAAACUUUUCCAUCAGGGGGCUGGUCCAUUGUCCCCCAGACCUUGUUGGGGGCCGGACUAUAUUAGGGAGGGGGGAAAACAAAUUCCUAGGCCUCACAAAUCACUGGUGGAGGAAGAGGAGUGUGGGGGAAGCGCAGUGCCCCUGGCAGCGCAAUCCUGGUGGGGUGCCAUGAGGCUGCCCCCCCGCCUGCGCAGGGGGACAUGCCCCCAGGAUGAACACCAGCCCCGCCUGCUCUCUGCCACUGCCACAAAUAACCCAGAGAUGCAUUUUAAAUGCAGUCAUACCUCGGGUUGAAGUAGCUUCAGGUUAAGCAUUUUCAGGUUGUGCUCCGCAGCGACCUGGAAGUAACGGAGCGUGUUACUUCUGGGUUUUGCCACUUGCGCGCGCGCAGACGCUCAAAAUACAUGCACAGACGCGGGUUGCAUUCACUUCAGGAUGCAAACGGGGCUCCAGAAUGGAUCCCGUUCACAUCCAGAGGUACCACUGUACUUCUGUAAAAACACCAGGCAGGCCCCACAAAUAACCUAAAGAUGCCUUUUAAAUAAAAGGACACAUUCUACUCAUGUAAAAAACACCAGGCAGGCCCCAUAAAUCACCCAGAGAUGCAUUUUAAAUAAAAGCACACAUUCUACUCAUGUAAAACAUCCUGAUUCCUGGACUGUUCGUGGGCCGGAUUUAGAAGGUGAUUGGGCCGGAUCGAGCCCCCGGGCCUUAGUUUGCCUACCCAUGAAGUAUAAGGUCUUCCACCUUAAAGGAUGUGCUCAACAUAAAAGAAAAGAAAGUGCCCGGUGUCGAAACAAGCAUGAUCAAGUAUUCCAAAAGGACUGGAGCAAAUUCAUUCGAUAUUUGAAAGAUCACUGUAAACAGUUAACAUCACAUCUGAAGACUCGUAAUGAGGAGGUUUUUUUUUACCUUUUUAUAUUCAAGUAAAUUUUAACGUCCUAAGUAAUGAAUGGAUUAGAAUUGGAAAAUGUAAAAAAUGCAAUGAUACAAAGGUUGACUAUGAAAACCAUGAGACGAGAGGGGAGGAAGGAGAUUGGCUGUAAGGAGCCGGAGGGACAAAGUGGAUCAGAAUGAUGUGAAUGUAUAUUAUUAAAUGGAAAACCUAUAAAAAUUAAGAAAAGAAAAGAAAAAAGUACCCGUGUGCCUGGGUUAGCAGUUGGGGGGCGCGUGAAAAACGGCCCAAGCUGUCCGGGCAAGGCCUGGAUGGCGUCAGAGAGGAACGUGAGCCAAGCUGGGAAGGAUUUUUAAGGGAUUAUGGGAUGUCCUGGGACUGAAUCGCAAGAGGGUAAUCCACGCUCACUCCUAGAGAGGAGCCACAGCCCACAUGCAGAGGACACGUGAACUGGACUGCCCUGGCCGGAAAAAAGCUCUUUCUCCACAGGAAUGUCUGAGGACCAGAUCUGUGGUCAAGGUGCAAAUUCAGGAUUCGGGGGGUAGGGUUGCCCCUGUGGCGUGAUGGAGGGUUGGGGAGAGGGAGAACUGAGUGCUGCCCGUUAGGGCGGUUCAUAAAUUAUUAUUUUUUGUUUGAAAAUGCAUGCUGCAAAGGUCUUAUCUUACUCCAGUAGGGAUUGUAUAGCUGUAUCUAAACUUUCAUGCAUAUCAGUUAAUAUCGUGACCCUCCUCCACUGAACUGAAAUUUCAGCCUUCGCGACAUAGGAAAACGGCCAAGUAAGCAGCUAUUUUCAUCACUUUAUGACCGAUUCAGCUUUAUUUUGCAGGAAUUGCAUUUUUUUAAAAAAAGAACAAUACAAGAUGCAGAAUACAAAUUGAUACAACAAAAAGCAGUACUUAAAAAAAAUCCUUUUAAUGAUGAUAGUAUUGAUAUUUAGAUCAAAAUGUGACUCAUAUGAUCCUACGACAAUUCUACAUUUAAGCAACUGGAUAGGGGAAUGUUGAAUACCAACUUUUAUUAUGACAUAACUUAAUACUAAUAAUGACAUGUAAAGUUGCAUUUACAUUACUUCAAGAAUAAAAAAAUAAAAUAAAGCUGUGAAUGUGAACUAUUAUGGGACAAAAUCCUUCUUUGAUUCCUGUUUCGGGUAUUUUGCCCGAUUCUCCAUUGAUGUCUUUAUAGUUACAUCACGUCGCUUCAUACCAACUACAUUCUGACUUGCUUUUGUCACCUCCUUGACAGCUCUCUCCACCAUUUGUGCGUGACACUUAAAUUUAGGUGCCCAUGCAUACAUGGUGGGCUGGGUGUGCAUACGAGAAAUUCCCUGAAGAGAGGAGAGCUCUAUGUCAGGAAGAAAAACAGGCUUGAUGGUGUUUGGUUUUGUGAGAACGUUCAGGGAUGCAGGAGAGGAUAUAUUGUCUGAUUAUAGCCUUUCCAACUUGUGUUAACAAGUUCACAAUUUAGCAGAGUAACAUUCCCCUUUGUAAACUGACAGCGGAUGUGUUUGCUUAGGCUUGCUAAAGCCUCUAUAAUAACCCUUUUUGUUAUUUUCUCCUUAUUCCCUCAUAAAAGAUAAGAUAUGACACAGUCUUCUAUAAAAGUAUAAAAAGGUUUACUCACACAUCAUUCUGUUCACAAUCGGAUCCCAGAAGGCAGACUUGUCUUAGAAAAGUAACACAUACCUAGAAACUAUCUCAUAAGGAGACAGUCCCUCUGGAAGCCAAGAGAGCAUCUUUGGCUAAGCAGAUGUUGCUUCUUUGAUGCAUGUAGUCAAAGAGAGAGAGGUGGCUGCCCUGCCCUGUGCUUUACUCGUUACCUGCACAGGUGAGGCCACGCCCACCUCUAGUCACAUGCAGAGGAAGUCUGUCCCAGCCCAGAAGGAAACAGGAAGUUGACCUGCUGGCUGGACAAACAUUCCUCCCCAUGUGUAAACAUAUUCAUUCUAGGAAUGUUGUACUUGACUGCUCUUGUGUUUCACAUCCCACGGGUUUUUGGAUACAGAAAGCUUUGUUUCCCCACCCCACCCCCUCUUGCAACGAGGGAGCGUUCAAAAAUGCCAAACUUCAAUCUAUGGCCUGAAAUAGUGUCCGCCACCAAAAACAAACCCUCCUGGCUUGAUUCUGCUGCAUGUCUAAAGAGCCUAGUGUAGAAUUUUAGAGUUGGAGAGGGACCUCUUGGGGCCAUCUAGUCCAACCUCCUGCAGUGCAGGAAUCUCAGCUAAAGACUCCCUGGCAGAUGGUCGUCCAACCUCUGCUUAAAGGAAGGAGAGCCCACCACCUCCCGGUUUAACUGUGGAACAGCUCUAACCGCCAGAAAGUUCUUCCUGAUGUUGCAUCAGAAUCUCCUUUCUUUGCAACUUGAAGCCCUUGGUUUGAGUCCUACACUCCAGAGCAGGUGAAAACAAGUCUCUUCCUUGUGACAGCACAUUAGAUAUUUGAAGAUUGCUCUCCUAUCCUCUUUUCCAGGGUAAACAUACCCAGCUCCUUCAACCGUUCCUCAUAAGGCACCAGCCAGCAAGAGAAAUAUUCUGCUUGCUUUAAACUGGUCCCUGGCGUGGUUGCAAAGUAUAGCGCAGCUUUCUGACCUCCAGUGCCAAGGGGAAGGUCUGCUCCUAACUCUUCCUCUUUUCCUUCAGAUGCAAAAGUUGCUGUCGGUCUUUUCUCCUAAAAUAACAAGCUGUCUGGGCUUGGCUUUGCAUUGAGCAUUCUGCUUAAUGAGGCUUAAUAAAGAUUUUUUAUUUUUUUUAACAGAAAGGUAGACCUUGAACAGCAUUUGCUAUUUUAGGAAAAAAAUCGUUGCAAGAUUGCUGACUCCCCCUGAAUGGAAGAAUUUGGUGGGAACAGGAGGGCUGUGUGUGUGUGUGUGUGUGUGUGUGUGUUUGGGACAGGGGUUUGAGGGCUGGGAGAAAGAUGCUGGCAGGAUCCCCCCCCCCCCGACCCACGUGUUAGCGCUCCCUUUGUUGCAUCUUGAAAAUCUCCGGCAGGGAGCAGAGUGUCACAUUCGUUGGGCAUGUGAUUUUAAAAAUAGUUUCCCAAAAAUAACUUCAAACCAUCCCAUAGGGCUCUUUUUUUUCCAGAGGCAUGUUUAUUUAACAGCACUUUAAAAAACCAAAAAAAACCAAGGCAGCAAUGUAAGAACCUCGAAAGGAGUUCUUCCUGCCUGCUUUCCCCUUUUCUCCUACACUGCUCUUGUGGGAGAAAUUUCGGAAUUCCUUUCCCCUCCCCUUCCAAGUUCUGCUUUUCCACAGCAGACUUCUGGUUUAGUUUUUUUUAACCUGGAAGGCUGACAUUCCAGAGAAACCAACAGCCUCUCCCCCCCACCCCCCGUAUUAAUUUAUUUGCAAUAUUUAUAGUCUCUUCUUCAUUGAGUGUUUUCAGUCCCAGAGCAGGGAACAAAGUCAUAAAAAUAAACAGAGGAAAGCAACAUACGGAAAGUUCUGUUGCCAUUUUUUCUUGAUUUUAUGGUUUGAGGUUUGUCUUUGUUACAGUCUAGCAAUGUAUACAUUUUAAGAAAUAAAAUAAAUAAAUUACGAAGCCACGUAGACAGGACCAAGAAACGACCAAAUGAUUCUGUUACAAGACGCACAAGCAAAAUUACAGCAACAUCAAUUAAUAUUUCCAAUUUAAUUUAAAACUGCAGUUGUCUGGCUCGCGGCUUAACACUUCCAGAAUGCAGCUGGCUGUGAAUUGGGGUCAAUGUCCUUGAGCCAUUUGUUUUGGGAUGGUUUGUCUGUGCAUUGAUACGCUUUCAGGAUGGGGGGGGGGGGAGAGAGGAGAGUCCUUUUGAGGAGCAUACACUAAUCUUUCUUUCCAGUUCGAGAUGGGUUAGGCCAGGGAUGCCCAAACCUUUUUCAAAGAGGGCCAGAUGUGAUGAAGUGAACAAGUGAACGAUUUUACCCAAAGUUGUUCAGCUUUUAAAAGAAUUUAAUUGUUGAGCUUUUUGAGGGAUUUUACCACAGGAAAUAGAGAUGCGAGUGGCGCUGUGGGUUAGACCACAGAGCCUAGGGCUUGUGGAUCGUAAGGUCGGCAGUUCGAAUCCCUGUUUCCAUGCGUUGCUCUGGUUCGCCAGAAGUGGCUUAGUCAUGCUGGCCACAUGACCUGGAAGCUGUACGCCGGCUCCCUCGGCCAAUAAAGCGAGAUGAGCGCCGCAACCCCAGAGUCGGCCACGACUGGACCUAAUGGUCAGGGGUCCCUUUACCUUUAAAGGGUAUUUAGGACACGGGUGGCACUGUGGUCUAAACCACAGAGCCUAGGGCUUGCCGAUCAGAAGGUCGGUGGUUCGAAUCCCUGCAAUGGGGUGAGCUCCCGUUGUUUGGUCCCAGCGCCGUUACCUUCCAACCUAGCAGUUUGAAAGCACAAAGUGCAAGUAGAUAAAUAGGUACCUUCUGGCGGGAAGGUAAACGGCGUUUCCGUGCGCUGCUCUGGUUCGCCAGAAGCAGCUUAGUCAUGCUGGCCCCAUGACCCGGAAGCUGUACGCUGGCUCCCUCGGCCAGUAAAGCGAGAUGAGCACCGCAACCCCAGAGUCGGCCACGACUGGACCUAAUGGUCAGGGGUCCCUUUACCUUUUACCCCAGGAAAUAAACUGCCACAGGGGCCGGAUUAAACCGAACAGCGGGCCGCAUUAGGCCCCCAAAGCGGACUUUGGACAUGCCUGGGUUAGGCAGAGGAGAGGGAACGCACUGGGAUAGACCCACCCCUCCAUCUAAGUGGCCUGGGGAGGCUUCGAUUAUACCUCACCUAUCAAGAGGGACUAGAAACUUGAUCUGUCGCCUGACAACUGGGCUCUUUGUGCAGGGCUCUUCGCGUACACAUAGUCUCAAAAGGCAAAAGUGCGCUGAAUGGGUGCAAGGCUGACUCUCCUGAGCACCAGAUUUCAGUAGUCAUUUCUGAGUUACUCUGGAGGAGGCAAAAAACAGCUCACCUAGAAUCAUAGAACUGCAGGGGCAGAAGGGAGAGAUUUCUUCUCCCACCUCCUUCCUGCAGAUACUGCCGCUGGUGGCAUUUGAACCCGGGCCUUUUCUGCCCGCCAAUCUGGUGCUCUGUUGCUCUGGUUAAAAAGCCUGCAGAAGUUGUCCGAGAGGACAAAAGGGAGAGGGCAAGGUCGUGGCGCCCUGUAAGGCAAUCUCCUGCAGAAAAUAGUUUAGGUCAAUGGGUUGGAGAGAGAGCAGGUUUUAAAUACAACUGACAUGUGGCCUUGGCCUCUGGAGUCGGGUGCCUGCGAUCGAUCGCGGAGCUCCGAGCCUGAAACCGCCCUGGUUUUGAAGAUUUAAUUCCCUGCAAAUUGAAAAAAGCAGGGAGGGGAAGCGUCCCAGAUGAUCAAAGCGCCAGCUCUGUGGGUGGAUUUCUUGACAAGCUUUUCAGUCUCUCCACUUUUGAUUCUCUGAGCGCAUGAAUGCUGUUCCGACACCCAGCCUGGGAGGGAGGAGGGUGGCGGUGGCAGCGCCUUAUGAAGCACGCACAGCUGAGCUAGCCUAACAAGGGGCCUAUUGGUCCUCUGUGAACAUCAGGAGAGCCCGCUGGAUCAGGCCAGUUGCCCAUCGAGUCCACCAUCCUGUUCUCACAGGGGCCAACCAGCUCCUCCAAUGGGAAACCCGCAAACAGGAUUCGAACACAAGAGCAACCCUCUCUCCUCCUGAGGUUUCCAGCAACUGAGAUUCAGAAGCAUCGCUGCCUCUGACAGUGGAGGCAGAGCCGAGCCAUUAUUCAGGACCUUAAGGUCCAUGUAUAACCAUAGUUGAGAGGUCCCGGGCCCUAAGGAAGUCAGACUAUCCUCCACCAGGGCCAGGGCCUUCUCAGUGAUGGCUCUGACCUGGUGCAAUGCUCUGUCCCAGGAGACCAGGGCCCUGUAGGAUUUAACCUCCUUCCGUCGGGCCUGUAAAACAGAACUAUUCCGCCUGGCCUUUAAUUUGAAUGCAGCCUGAUCUUUUAUUUCCCUUCCUUCCCUCCCUUCCCUUCCCUUUAUGAAGAUUACCCGCUCUGAGACCCCACAGCUAAUUCUCCCCUGGCCUCCUCACUGGCCCAAGUAGGACCAAUUCAGUCAGCUAGCCCUGGGGAUUAUCUAAUUGAUUUUUGAUUUUUGAUUUUUAUUGUUAUUCAUGUUUUUAUACUGUAUUUUAUGCUGCUUUUAUAAUUAAUUGUUUUAAAUUUGUUGUUAGCUGCCCUGAGCCUAGUUUUUGAACCGGGAAGGGUGGGGUAUAAAUAAAAUAAUAAUAAUCAUCAUCAUCAUCAUCAUCAUCAUCAUCAUCAUCAUCAUCAUCCUGGCUGGGAGCCCUUGGCAGCCUCCUUCUCCUCCAUGAAUUUCUCUAAUCCUCUUUUAAAGCCAUCUCGGUUGGCAGCCACCACUGUGUCCUGCAGCAGGGAGUUCCAGAGGCACUGUGUGAAGAAACAGGCAGUGAUGUCCACCAGCUUGGAUGGCGUUAAAAGAGGAUGCGAAAAAUUCAUAGAGGAGAGAAAGGUUCCUAACUCUCAGGGCUAGGUUCUCACUCCCCUGUCAGAGGCAGCAAAUUCUUCCGAAUGUCACUUGGUAGAAACCGCACAAGGCGAGGAUGUUGCUGUUGUGUUUGAAUCCAGCCUGUGGGUUUCCCAUAAUGGGCAUCCGGUUGGCCGCUGUGAGGAGAGGGUGUGUUCCGGUCUUCUCAUUGGGACUUUUCUGGGGGGUAAAUGGGGCCAGAGUGCCUCCGGGAUAGAGAGACAGAUUGAUCUAAUAGAUCUGAUGCGUACCACCUGAACUAACGCCAAAGUGAACCAAGCAAGCAUCCAGACCAGUGCCCAUCUUUACGGCCUAAUUUGACCAGCAGACCAGAAGUUCCCCAACGCUGCCAAUUAUUUAUUUGUUAUAUAACAUUUACACACCGCUGUAUAAAAACGGUUUACAAAAGGGGAGAAAACAUGGCGGAAAUGACUGGCAGAAUCCGAGACCAGGGAGAAGAGUCGGUGGAAGAAGAUUGGAAGAAAUUUAAGGACUAUCUACAGAAAUAUUGUAAAAUUAAUGAAUGUUAGAAUGAUGUUGGAUAGAAAUUAAGUGGUUUUCAGCUGUAAUACUAUAAGGGAAUAUGAAAAAUGGAUUAUUAAUAGGUAAAAAUUUAAUGUUACAAUACUUUAAGAUUAAGGACUAGGAUAAACAAAGAGGGUAAGGAUUUGCUGAACCAACAAACUGAACUGGAAUACAAAAAAGGGAGGCGUGAGGAGGUCCGGAAAUAAGCUAAUGAAAAAUAAGUAAUGGAAAGAUUGAGUUGUUUUUAGCCAUUUUUAUUUUUGUACUUUUUUCUUUUUUUGUUUUUGUUUUGUAACAUUUUGAAAAUCUUAAUAAAUAUCUUUAAAAAAACAAAAAACAGUAAAAUUAUCCAGUUGACCGUGAUAAUUUAAGACAUACUAAAGCUGCAAUUCCUACAUUGCAGGGGAUGGACUACAAUUCUGUGCAUCUGUAAAUAGUUUAAAAAUACAGGCGAUUGGAACUUGAAGCUCAUAUUCCCUUUAAUAAUGGUGACCUAGUUUUGAUGACCACAGCAAGGAUCUUGGCUGGAUUGUAGGAUUGGAAUUUGCCAUGAAAAAAACAGAGACAUAAAAACCACCCAACUUCCCCAACUGUAGAGAACAGACAAGAUCUAAUAUCCCUAUAAAGGUUGCAGCAGACGCAGAUUGUACAAUUCCUGUAACUCUUUGUGCUUAACGCUUAGAUUGCUACCAUUUCCCAUUGACAUGGGAUUAGGUGAAGAUGUUGCCCCUUCAUGGUGGAUGACAAUGGGAAAAACUGGGUCCAGCAACCUUUGAGCAGCAGACAUUCCCACCCCAUGUGGAGGAAUGUGCCUUUAGGCAGACACCCUCUCCAGCAGAAGGGUUAACUCUCUCUCUUUUAAAUUCAUUUUCAUUUAGACUUGAAACAAUAACAUUUCAAAAAAAACCACAACACGAUUAAUAUUGACUCCCCUUCUCCCCUUUCCAUGGUGCAUUUUAUUACUUCCUUUCCCAUUACAUAUUUUAAUUCUCCCUACAAGCGUGAGCUCUUGAAAGGCAUAAGGUCUUUCCGCUGCCAUCUUUUUUUAAAAAAAUAAUUUUUAUUGAUUUUAACAUAUAAAUUAUAAAAUGUACCACAAGACUUAUCACUUAUACAAUCUUUUUAGACUUCCAUCAGCACCUCUGAUGAUCCACCAUUUUAACCACUUCUUUUGCAUUUCUUAACUUUAUAUUGCCUUUACAUCUCUUAACAAAUCGUCCUUCCCCUUCUCCAUUUUUGCAAUACUUCCAAUAAUACUCCUCACAAAACUUCUUGCAAACCUAAAAACUUUGUCUGAUCUUCACAAAUACUUUUCAAAUAGUCUGUAAAUUUACUCCAGUCUUCGUGAAUUUCUGGUCCCACCGGUUUCGAAUCCUUCCUGUUAGUUUAUUUAGUUCUGCAUAGUCCAUUAACUUUCCGCUGCCAUCUUAUAGCAAACCAGUGAGGCUGAGGAUGCCCUUCUCUCCUCUUUCUGAACUUCUCCUCCUUUCUCUUUGCAGGCAUGGUGCAGAAACUUGACCAAAAGCUCCCGGUUGCCAAUGAGUACUUGCUCCUCUCUGGGGGUGUCCGGGAAGGCGUGGUGGAUCUGGACCUGGACGACCUGAACAUCUACGCCCGUGGCACCGACUACGACAUGGACUUCACCCUCCUGGUGCCGGCGCUGAAGCUCCACGACCGCAACCAGCCCGUCACCCUGGACAUGCGCCACUCGGCCCUGUGCCACUCGUGGCUGAGCCUGCGGCUCUUUGACGAGGGCACCAUCAGCAAGUGGAAGGACUGCUGCACCAUCGUGGACCACAUCAACGGGGCCACCAACUACUUCUUCUCCCCCACCAAGGUGGCCGACUGGUUCCACGACUCCAUCAGCGUGGUCCUGUCCGAGAUCCAGAAGAAGCCCCAGAGGGGGAUGCCCAGGGUGGAGAAGGUGGAGAAGAACGGGACCAUCAUCUCCAUCAUCCUGGGGGUGGGCAGCAGCCGCAUGCUCUACGACAUUGUCCCCGUCGUGUCCUUCAAAGGUUGGCCGGCCGUGGCCCAGAGCUGGCUGAUGGAGAACCACUUCUGGGACGGGAAGAUCACCGAGGAGGAGGUCAUCAGCGGGUUUUACCUGGUCCCCGCCUGCUCCUACAAAGGGCGGAAGGACAACGAGUGGAGGCUGUCUUUCGCCCGCAGCGAGGUCCAGCUGAAAAAGUGCAUCUCCGGCAGCCUCAUGCAGGCCUACCAGGCGUGCAAAGCCAUCAUCAUCAAGCUGCUCUCGCGCCCCAAGGCCAUCAGCCCCUACCACCUGCGCAGCAUGAUGCUCUGGGCCUGCGACCGGCUGCCCGCCAGCUACCUGGCGCAGGAGGACUACGCUGCCCACUUCCUGCUGGGCCUCAUUGACGACCUACAGCACUGCCUGGUGAACAAGAUGUGCCCCAACUACUUCAUCCCCCAGUGCAACAUGCUGGAGCACCUCUCCGAGGAGACGGCCAUGCUCCAUGCCCGCAAGCUCUCCUCGGUGCGCUCGGACCCGGCUGAGCACCUCCGGACUGCCAUCGAGCACGUCAAGGCCGCCAACCGGCUGACGCUGGAGCUCCAGCGGAGGGGCAGCACCACCAGCAUCCCCUCCCCGCAGUCGGAUGGCGGAGACCCCAGCCAGCCCGACGACCGGCUGGCCAAAAAGCUCCAGCAGCUGGUCACCGAGAACCCGGGCAAGUCCAUCUCCGUCUUCAUCAACCCGGACGAUGUCACGCGGCCGCACUUCCGGAUCGAUGACAAGUUCUUCUGAGGGACGGCUUCUCUCCCCACCCCACCCCAGUUUCAGACUUGAGCCUUGGCUCACCGCCACCCCAAGACCCUCUCCCUCCCACUCCCCUUUUUGGAAUCUUUUUUUAAAAAACAAACAUAUCCAGCUUAGAUUGGAUUCGCGGAGGACAAAAUACAGACUUCUUCCUGGUUCUGCAGGAUGGGGCAGUUUCUCACUGUUUCGUUUGCUGCUACUUUCCCCCUUUCUGGCCUGUGUGUUGCUUUUAAGGAAUACCUGAAGCCACACUUCCGGGGUUUCCCCCUCUUCCUCCUUUUUCUGCAACCUUCUUUUCCGUGUCAAUCUUCUGUUGCUUUUUUCUUCCCGGAGCUCCCUCCCUUGACUCCGAGGUCAUGAGUGUGAGGAGUUCCAGAAGGGGAUUUUUUUGGGUGGGUGGGUGGGGGUGUUGUGGCUUCCUUUCCAUUGCUGGGGGGGGGCGGUCCCAUUUUCAUUUGCUGCAUUUCUUCUUUUGCUCACCCAGAAGGACCGAGGCGGCUUUGCAAACAGUGACGAAACGUCCCAAAACGAUGGGGUGUUGCUUCCCACACACGGCCCGCCCCCCAAGUCACUUCUUCUUGAAUGUAAUAGCUCAGAUUUGGACUUCUCAUGGCAUAAGGAAAGGUGCCUCGGCCCACUUCCACGCGGGGGAAAGGAAAACGGUUCUGGAAUGUUAGUUUUUAGUGCGUGUAAUUAUUCAAAGCCUUAUUUAAAUGCUAUUAAAGAACGUACCAUUAUAAAUGUU
Messenger RNA from Podarcis lilfordi (Lilford's wall lizard), 62403 nucleotides. The record is from the annotation of a GenBank genome assembly. NCBI's taxonomy places the organism in Eukaryota, Metazoa, Chordata, Lepidosauria, Squamata, Lacertidae.